Molecule: messenger RNA, 57377 nt
Organism: Podarcis lilfordi (Lilford's wall lizard)
Lineage: Eukaryota; Metazoa; Chordata; Lepidosauria; Squamata; Lacertidae
Source: the annotation of a GenBank genome assembly
AUGGUGUUUAUAAACUACUACUUUGAAUGCAUUCCAAUACAGCAACCUGAUUGUGAUUCCACAGUUCCAGCAAAAUUGCUGAGCAUCAAGCUGUGAGGAAGGGUUGUACCCAAUCACUCGGGAAACUCUGCACAAAUCCUGCUACCUCUUGCAUUCCGGACAGUCUCACAAAAUUGCUUCGACAUCUGACAUCAAACUGUACAGAAACUAUAGAGUAUCAAGUUCAAGGGCUGCUCCACAUGCUUGUCAUAAAUAUGCCUGUGUAUUCACUUUACAACUGCCACGAGAGGCUAAAACAAGGAAUAUAAAUAGCUCUUUACAAGCCCCCCUCCUGGUUCUGGGCUCAUGCAGACUUUGCAGACCUUGUGGCAGCUCUUGGGCCUCCUUCAGCUGACCCUCCAGCUGCAGCGAUUUGCCUUGCUUGGUAGGCAAUCUCCUGCUUAUAACUCUCUGGGCAUUAAAUAUUACAAGCUGCAAAGUGCCACUGGAUCAUACCAAGGGUUUAUCUCAGGGAUGGGGAGCCACAGGUCCAGUCCAAGAAUGGCUCUCUGGGCCUGUCUCUCUGCGGCCCUCAGGAUUUUCCAGGCUUUUUUUUCAGACUGGCAAGCUUCCUUCAACUGUAAUAAUGUGUCUUGCUUACCUGGGGUGGAUCUACACACAGGGGGGGAAACGCUGUAAAUAAGUCAGAAAUUAAAUUGUUAUAACAAAAUUUUAAAAAAUCACGUAAAAAUCGCAUAGAUUUUUUUUUUGCUCUCCGGCCCCAUCUGGUGUUGCAUAUUUAUAAUACAGUCAAAACAUUGUUUUGGACUAAUAUAGCUGAGUCCCUGGAUAAAGAGAUGUACAUGUAGAAACAUUUGGCUGUUAUGUAGCUGAGCCUUCUGUGCAAAGGUAACAGCCACACCCAGUCCAUACCCUCCAACAUUUCUCCAGUGAAAACAGGGGCAUCCUCUUUAAUAACAACAACAACAACAACAACAACAACAACAACAACACUCUGGCCAUCUCUUGCCCCAGCCACUCUGGGCAGCUUCCAGCAUAUAUAAAAACAUAAUAAAACAGUAAAUAUUUUUUAAAAAAACUUCUCUAUAUAGGGAUGCCUUUAUACGUCUUCUAAAGGUUGUAUAGUUAUAUAUUUCCUUGGCUCAUGGGUUGCAUAACUCCAUACCCUCCAACAUUUCUCCGAUGAAAAUAGGGACAUCCUAAGGAAAAGCGGUACAUUCCAGGAUCAAAUCAGAAACAGAGAUGGCUUCUGUAAAUUCGGGAGUGUCCCUGGAAAACAGGGAUACUUGGAGAGCCUGCCAGUCUGAUGACCUAUGCACAUGUUUUAGGACUCACAAACCUGCCAUUUUGACCCAAAACGUGAAGCGACUGGUUGCUUAACAUUUCACAUUUCAGUAUACACUCACACUGCAUUGGUGUUCUGCAAAUUACAGUCAGCCCCAGAACAAUGUAUUGGGCCUCACCAUAAGAGUUUUUGGCAUCAGCCUGAAUAAAGAGACAAUGGAAGAGUCCACCAUCGGAAGUAAAGUCAAACCAAUGGAGAGUUACAGCGCCUGCUGUGGCUGUAGUGACCAAUAUGGGAGAGAGGUGUUUUAUUGCAGCUGGGGCAGAUGAAAGAGCAACCCUGGUGGAGGCUUGUGUUUGGAGCCUAUCCUGUUGUCCCAAGCAUAUUUUAUUCAGCGUACCUGAUGUUCAGUAUCAGAGCUAUAUAUAACCCUGUUAAUAAUCCUAUUACUGAGAGGUAGGUACUGAUAAAAACGUAAUAAAUUGAUUCUGAAAAUGAGUGGGAAGAUGGACAGUCAUCUUUCAGUGGUGCUCAUGGAAGAGACUUGCGUUUUAAAGAUUCCCAUGCUGCUAUGUUGCACCUAUUGCACUUAUGUCCCUGAAUAAGUUUGGCCCAACUCAUAGUCAUGGACAUGCCUUAGACCUGGUGUUCACCUCUAGUGACGUGGGUGAUCUGACACUAAGUAAAAGUGAAACCAAAGAAGUGCCAUGGUCAGAUCACUUCCUGGUGCAACUGGACUUCUCCGCGACCCUUCCCCUCUGCAGGGAGGUGGGACCAAUUCGAAUGGUCCGCCCCCGCCACUUAAUGGAUCCAAAUGGUUUCCAGAGAGUGGUAGGGGAUGCUUUAUCCCAUGUUGAUGGCCUUUCAGCUGAUUCCCUGGUGGCCCGCUGGAAUGCAGAGUUAACCAGGGCUAUUGACUGUUUGGCUCCAAAGCACCCUCUCCGAUUGCAUGGACCCCGGACAGCCCCGUGGUUUUGUUCGGAGCUGAGGGCGAUGAAACAAUCGCUGAGACGGCUAGAGCGUCGGUGGCAGAAAACUCACUCCGAAUCUGACCGGACACAGGUUAGAGCUCAACGUCGAGCCUACCAAGUGGCGAUAGCAACGGUGAAGAAGACUUUCUUCACCGCCUCUAUUGCAUCUGCAGAAAAUAGUAGCAGGAGACUCUUUCAGGUGGUCCGCAAUUUAACGGAACCACCUUUACCACCGGGGCUUUGUAAAGACCCCAAGAUAUCCUGCAACGAUUUUGCAAAGUUUUUUGCAGAUAAAAUCACUCAUAUUCGGAAGGAGCUAGACACUACCGUGGGAGCAGGGCUGGGGCGGGAGAAUGCUAGAGCCCUGUCUGGUCAAGUUGCAUGGAAUCAAUUUCAAUCCGUUACCUCCGAGGAUGUGCACAGGCUGCUUGGACGCGUGAAACCAACCACCUGUCUCCUUGAUCCUUGCCCAUUCUGGCUAAUAAAAGCAAGCCGGGAAGGGCUGGGCGAUGGGCUGUGCGGGGUGGUGAAUGCUUCCCUCUGUGAGGGAACAUUCCCAGAUCCGCUGAAAGAGGCGGUCGUUAAACCGCUUCUUAAAAAACCAUCUUUAGACCCGGCCAGUAUGGCCAACUAUCGCCCAGUCUCAAAUCUUCCAUUCUUGGGCAAGGUGAUUGAGCGAGUGGUUGCUGAACAACUCCAGGCACGCCUGGAGGAUGCGGACCAUUUGGAUCCCUUCCAAUCGGGAUUCAGGCCUCAUCAUGGGACUGAAACUGCCUUGGUCGCGCUGGUUGAUGAUCUUCGGCGAGCUAGGGACAAAGGUGAGAGUUGUUUCCUAGUUCUGCUGGAUCUCUCAGCGGCCUUUGAUACAAUCAACCAUAACAUCCUUCCAGACCGUCUAGAGGGGCUGGGAGCUGGGGGCACUGUUAUACAGUGGUUUCGCUCCUUCCUCCUGGGCCGUGUUCAGAAAGUGGUGUGGGGGAUGAGUGUUCAGACCCCUGGGCCCUCACUUGUGGGGUGCCUCAGGGUUCCGUCUCCCCCAUGCUUUUUAACAUCUAUAUGAAGCCGCUGGGAGAGAUCAUCAGGGGGUUUGGACUGGGUGUCCAUCAAUAUGCAGAUGAUACCCAGCUCUACCUCUCUUUCAAAUCAGAACCAGUGAAGGCGGUGAAGGUCCUGUGUGAGUGCCUGGAGGCAGUUGGAGGAUGGAUGGUGGCUAAUGGAUUGAAGUUGAAUCCUGACAAGACAGAAGUACUGUUUUUGGGGGACAGGGGGCGGGCUGGUGUGGAGGACUCCCUGGUCCUGAAUAGGGUAACUGUGCCCCUGAAGGACCAGGUGAGUAGCCUGGGAGUCAUUUUGGUUUUGUUGUUGUUGUUGUUUUUGUUUUCCUAGUAUAUCUUUAAUGAAGAACAACUUUUUUAAAAAAAAUAAUAUUUAUUGCUUUUCCAACAAUUUAAACACUACCAAAACAAUACAAUACAAUACAUUGCAAUACAAAAACACUACAAUACAAAAACACUACAUAACAUUGACACAUUAAACACAUUAAACUAACAAAACAAAACAAAAACAGUUUAAAAUAAAUCAAACAAUUUCAAUAUCUUAUCUUUCAUUCACUUAUUUCCAUGACCUCCUCACACCUCCCUUUUUGUAUUCCACUUCUGUUAAUUGUUUCAGUCAUUUUGGACUCACAGCUGUCCAUGGAGGCGCAGGUCAAUUCUGUAUCCAGAGCAGCUGUCUACCAACUCCACCUGGUACGCAGGCUGAGACCCUACCUGCCCGCGGACUGUCUCGCUAGAGUGGUGCAUGCUCUAGUUAUCUCCCGCUUGGACUACUGCAAUGCGCUCUACGUGGGGCUACCUUUGAGGGUGACUCGGAAACUGCAACUAAUCCAGAAUGCAGCAGCUAGACUGCUGACUGGGGGCGGCCACCGAGACCACAUAACACCGGUCUUGAAAGACCUACAUUGGCUCCCAGUACGUUUCCGAGCACAAUUCAAAGUGCUGGUGUUGACCUUUAAAGCCCUAAAUGGCCUCGGCCCAGUAUACCUGAAGGAGCAUCUCCACCCCCAUUGUUCUGCCCGGACGCUGAGGUCCAGCGCCGAGGGCCUUCUGGCGGUUCCCUCAUUGCGAGAAGCAAAGCUACAGGGAACCAGGCAGAGGGCCUUCUCGGUAGUGGCGCCCGCCCUGUGGAACGCCCUCCCAUCAGAUGUCAAAGCGAUAAACAACUACCUGACAUUCAGAAGACAUCUUAAGGCAGCCCUGUUCAGGGAAGUUUUUUAUGUGUGAUAUUUUAGUGUAUUUUUUGUUUCUAUGGAAGCCUCCCAGAGUGGCUGGGGAAACCCAGCCAGAUGGGCGGGGUACAAAUAAUAAAUUAUUAUUAUUAUUAUAACAGGUGGCACCCUCAAGCUCCCAAAAACUCAAGUUUGAGCUUUAGAAGAUCUGGCAACCCUCAUACCAGGAUGAUUGGUGCCACAGUUACCAAUUUUACUUUCAAGUAUAUUGGUGGAGUAAAGACAGAAUCUGGAGAUCCUGGCAUUUCAGAUCUGGUUACCUGAACGUGGUUUUACUGGUUGGAACUGGCUGAUUGGCAAAGAUCACUGGGUUGUCAUUCCUAACUGACACCUUGUUUCUUCCAUUGAAAUACAUACAUUUUUUCACCUCCCCCAGUAUCCUGCUCUUUUUUGUGCUGGAAUGAUGUGUCUCCAAUUUUAUCCAUUCUUGGAACUGGACCAUUUGGAAUGACUGGCUGUGUUGCCGGAAUGGUGAAGGAUUCUACACAAGCUUGUGAUUUAUUUCCUCACACUUGCUUUUAAAAAUAAAACAAAAUUCUUACAAGAAUGAAACUUUAAACUUGGUUGCCUUUUGGACCUCACCCAGUUGCCUCUAUUUGUAAGUUUAUUCUUUCCAUGUUUAUACAUUGGAUGUUCGAAGAGAACAAAAAUAAUGUUUGCUCCCUUUCCAGCGGACGGAGUGAAUUGUGGCGGUUAAAGUAAAAAUCUCUCUAUACUGUGCCAAGAUGUUCGGAAUGAACAUCGUUAAGCUUAAGGUAAUGAAAACCAAAACUUUCAACAGCGGCCAGAGAGCUUUAAGAUCUUUUGGGUUUGCUUGGCCAUGUAGUUGCUAGUGGUUUUUAAGUGUCUGUCCAAGCCUUGAAGUUCCAAUUUACCACUAGCUUAAGCUUUGAAGCAUAUUUUCAAUGAAAAACACUGCACAGAGUCCACUUUUUUUCUGGGGGGGUUUCUGGUGUUUUUUUUGCCAUGUUGAUUCAGGAUGGAUUUCAACUAUUAUGAUUAUUCUUAGCUCUGUGAAAUGAUGAGAUUUAAAAACUUCUUCUGCAGUUUUACACUGCUCUAGAAUUCAGCUCAUUUGUAUAUUUAUGGCUGAUGGUACAAAUGCACAUAAAUUAGAAUAAUAGAAUCAUAGAAUUGUGGAGUUGAAAGGGACCCCAAGGGUAAUCUAGUCCAACCCCCUGCAAUGCAGGAAAUUGAUAGGUGUGUCUCUGUGCAUGUUGAUAAUAGAUCCUUUUUGUCUAUUCUGGGGAACUUUCUAGUAGAAUUAUUAAAGAUGACAAAAAAGAGGGGGAUAGGAGUGCUCAGAAGUAUUAUUUAUUAAAUGUGUUAGUCACCAUAUUGUGAAGCCUCUGGGCAAUUUAGAAUCUCUAGCAACUUACAACUCUGUGGUCCUUAACCCCUUCAUUUAUUAACUAGCAAAGAAAGGCAUUGUUCGGUUCGACUGCAAAAUCUCCCACACCCAUUGCACUUGGUUGGCUCUGUUUCUCCAAGGAGACAUGUGUAGGGAUUUGACAGCAGGUCUGAUCAUCAUCCUAAUCAGCCUGAAGACUCUCCUCAUGUGCAGGCACCAAUAUCUCCACUUUCCCUUACUGGUUUCUAAUUCUUGCUGUUUGAUGCUCAAAAACAGAGAGGGGACCUGUCUGAUUGAUCAUCAUCACGCUGCAAAAGGUGUGAUUGCCUCGACAUGAUGCUCUCAUCAGUCAAAAGUGGGAAGCAAAUGGCUUUGUUUGUUUACUCCCUGCCUAACCAAGAUAACAUGCUCAUCCCUCUCUCAUCAGUUUGUUCUCCAACAACCACUCUCUGCCCUGGUUCUUGUGUAGACAGUUGGAACUUGCUCCUGAAAUUAUUUCCAUCACUCUUUGUGCAAGGAGGUAGAUGCGCCUUUCUUCAUUCAACAGCAGCUGGAGAAUUUGCCCAGUUUUCAGAUUCAGGGAUAAUCACUUAUGAUAAUCAAUGCAUUAGUUUAAAACCAAACAUUUAUUUUCAAUAUUCUCCCCUCCCCCACCAAAAAUAACCCCUUAGCAUAGGGUGAUAUACACAUUACCCCAACUGAUACUGCUGAAAAUGGCAGUCCUUCCACUGUACAGUGUUUUCUUCAGUUUCUCCAUGUCCUGAUGCAGUUGAGAUGCGCCUAUCACCCUAGCAAGAGCCAAUGAUGCAGAGUGAGGGGGAAAGAAACACACACUGUAAUGUUCGUACCGAGGGGAAGAAGGAACUUGACACAUUUUCAGCAGCCGAUGUAUGUUCUUUGUGAUCUGUCGUUCCACAUGAGGUUGGUUAUCACACUUUAUCCUCACACAACAAUCUUGUAGGUUUCGCUGAGGGACAGUGACUUGCCCAAGGCCAAACAGUGGUUUUCAUAGCUAAGCUCUGGACAUUUCCCAACAGUGGUGAAGGAGGAUGGAUGAGUGCCUCACAUACAGAAGGGGGAAGGCAUGUCUGUCCCCUACAAGGAGAUUGCAGCUUCCCAAUGCACACACAUCUCCCAUGGGGUAUAUAGUCAUCUUUCUUCUUCAGACAUGACCCAGAAGUGUGCGAGAAAAAUGGCUAUUUUGAAACAAGGGAAAGUCUGCCAGUUGGUGCAUGCAUCGGGGCAAAAUUAAGUACUGAUGUGAUCUUUUCUCAUUAACAAAACCCAUGGGUCCUGAUGCCACAUGUGUAUGCUCAACAGUUCAACAGGGGAACCAGGAUGUAAGCUCUACCACUGAGCUAUGGUCCUCCCCUCUGCAAAAAUUAUGUUGCAAGGACUCCCACAAAACGCACACUGUAUUUUAUUUUCUUCCCAAGGCAGUCGGCACUGACCAGCUCCUUCCCAGUCUAUUUUGGCUUCCACUCCUGUUCCUGCCACUCUUUCUCUCUCCCAGAGCAUUUGGUGCAUGUACACCAAGCAAUUUGAAAUAUUUCGCUAGCUGGAGUGCCUUGAUUGAAAUGAAACCAUGAAAAGCAUGUUUCUGCUGGGAUGAAGAAGGGCUGCCUUGUUUCCUGGAGAGAUCCGAUAAAUCUUGUGUCACACCAUCUCGGAGCACAAUGAAUUACAGGGAAGGCAUGGAACAAUGACCCAUUGACAGCCACCACACUUCUGAACUUUCUAUGCCUUUUCAGACCCCAGAUACAGGACAAAGAAUGAUGACGCCAACAACUGUCAUUUGCAAGCCAUGGCUUAGCAGACUGGGUAACAGAAAUGAGUUAAAGGAAAGUCUGUGCCUUCUCUUCUACUAACUUUCUGUGUGACCCUGGUCGUGUCACUUUGCUUCAUGUUGCUUUAUUUAUGUACAUGCAAUCUUAAUGCACUGGGAAAGAUUAAUUUAGAAACCAACAAAAACCAAAUGUUUCACAAGGCCCUUUGUUGGGAGAAUAUGUGCCAAGCAAAUAAGCAAAAUAAGUGAUCACAUGGAAUCAAUUAAGAAGGUAUGGAUUACAUGUGUUUAUUGCAAUUAUCCUAAAAGGUGUAUUUUAUUCUCUUACUAUAAAGAACAAUAUGAAAUGGAGAACAUAAAAUGCUAACAUUCUAAAACAGGCAAUAGACAUCUUUUAAUGCUCUUUUAAUUUUUUUGUUUUUAAAUACAAGCUACCACCUUCCCCCAAAUACUGCCAGGAAUAACAAUAUUAUUUUGCUAUAACACUGCCUCAGUUGACAAAAAUACAAACAUACAUCUUGAAAAAUUAAAGGCAUUACUUGAGGAAACCCUUAAAAAUAAAUAAUGCCAAUAUAACAACAAAAAUGGCACUUGUCAAAUUGUGUCAUUUCUGAAUUUAUUUCUAAAAAAGGAAAGUUACUUAAUGCCAACCUAUUCUGUCUUGCCUUUACAUUUUCAAAACAUCACUGAUGUCUCAAUUUCCCCAAAUCUCUUUUCUACCCAUUCUUUCACAAUAAUACAAGAUUGCCUUUCUAAUGUGCCACUUCAGAACAGAGGGUCUGUGCCACUUCAGAAUAGAGGUGAAGUUCAAACAUUCCCCACCUAUAUGUUUCUUAGAGGUAAUAAUGAGGGGCUCACUCCAUCAUUUGCCAUCCCCAUUGUUCCUUAUAGCUCUGACAGAUUCUCCCAGGCAGUUUCUCCUACAUACAUUCCUUGCCUUCAAGUCCAAAGCUUGAUUCACGCAUGCAGCCGGCACUCAACGUAUGAUGGUCUAUCAAGUUAAGAUUUACAUGUGUGGAUGAGACACCGCAAAUUAAACACCAGAGACACAGCUUUUGUUUCACCCAAUGUCGCUUUAAACACAUUUUACUUCAGACAUUCAGCCGAGAUUCAUCAAGUGUUAAGUAAUCAAGUAAUGAAAGAUCAAGCAAUCUACACGCGUAUGUAAAUGAGUUCUUCACCCAAGCCUUUUUUAUACUUUGGCUUACAUUUCCAAAUGGUACAUUUCACAAGAAAUCCAAUGAGAUAGCAUGCCUUUUUUUUAAGCCCUUGGGAUUUAGGAUUGCCUUCUGCAUAUAUUGCAAAGUGGCAAGGAAGAGACUGUGGAGAAUGUGUUAGUUGAAGAAAUCUAUAAUAAUAAUUAUAAUAAUAAUUUAUUAUUUAUACCCCGCCCAUCUGGCUGGGCCUCCCCAGCCACUCUGGGCGGCUUCCAUAGAAACCAAAAAUACACUAAAAUAUCACACGUUAAAAACUUCCCUGAACAGGGCUGCCUUAAGAUGUCUUCUGAAUGUCAGGUAGUUGUUUAUCGCUUUGACAUCUGCUGGAAGGGCGUUCCACAGGGUGGGCGCCACUACCGAGAAGGCCCUCUGCCUGGUUCCCUAUAGCUUUGCUUCUCGCAAUGAGGGAACCGCCAGAAGGCCCUCGGCGCUGGACCUCAGCGUCCAGGCAGAACGAUGGGGGUGGAGACGCUCCUUCAGGUAUACUGGACCGAGGCCGUUUAGGGCUUUAAAGGUCAGCACCAACACUUUGAAUUGUGCUCGGAAACGUACUGGGAGCCAAUGUAGGUCUUUCAAGACCGGUGUUAUAUGGUCUCGGUGGCCGCCCCCAGUCAGCAGUCUAGCUGCCGCAUUCUGGAUUAAUUGUAGUUUCCGAGUCACCUUCAAAGGUAGCCCCACGUAGAGUGCAUUGCAGUAGUCCAAGCGGGAGAUAACCAGAGCAUGCACCACUCUGGCGAGACAGUCCGUAGGCAGAUAGGGUCUCAGCCUACGUACCAGAUGGAGCUGGUAAACAGCUGCCCUGGACACAGAUUUGACCUGUGCCUCCAUGGACAGCUGUGAGUCCAAAAUGACUCCCAGGCUGCGCACCUGGUCCUUCAGGGGCACAGUUACCCCAUUCAGGACCAGGGAAUCCUCCACACCUGCCCGCCUCCUGUCCCCCAAAAACAGUACUUCUGUCUUGUCAGGAUUCAACCUCAAUCUGUUAGCCGCCAUCCAUCCUCCAACCGCCUCCAGACACUCACACAGGACCUUCACUGCCUUCACUGGUUCUGAUUUAAAAGAGAGGCUUUCUUUGCUCUGUAACAGAGCAAAGAAAGCUUAUUCUGGAGUAGAUGAACUCUGCACCCUUUGACCUCUUCCAUCUUGUUUUCAUUUCCAUAUCUCUCUUUUACACCCCCCCCUCUCAGCAUGGUUACCUCUCUCCCCCCCCCCCACCAAAAAGCUAUUAAUCAUGCCAGCUCAGAGCCAAACAUUAGCGAACAGUGAUACGUUUGCCAGAGAUCAGAAAGAUGAGUGAUGCUGAUUUAAAUAAAACGUGAUUGUUGACUUUCGAAACAGCCAUGUUUAGGAUCAGGGGAUUUCUUCCAGCUGAAAUCAGUCAACAUUUGUGAGGUCAGGACGGAGAGCUCUCCACUUCUGGUUCAAAGCCAGUUGUUGGAAAGCAAUAAAAUGGAGAGGAGUGAGAUUAGGUGUGACAUUUUGCACCUUAGAUGAAUAUGCAGCCAGUGAGGAUUUCCCCACCUGUCUAUGUCCUACUCAUACUUUCCACUGUGUCCUUUCUUUGCACUGCUCCUGGCACCCUCCGAGCUCCCCUUCCUGUCAUCUCUAUUUGGCUGCAUUUUCUGAUCCUCGGGGGACUGCUGCUGACACCCUGAGUAGAGGGAGAUACCGCGAGGUGGCAUGUGUGAGCAGUGUGGGGUGAAAAUAUAUUAUCAACUGCUUCACUUGAUGGGGGGGGGCUGUUCCGUUUCUUUUGUUUGGGAGGAAGUCAACCUCAUAUUAUUAUGAUAGCUCCAUCAACGCAAGCAAUUCUGCUGUCAAACAGAGCAAUCUCCUCCCCGUGCUGUUCUGGGGGUUCUCCUGACUGUCCACCCCCCCCCCAGCUGACAGAGGGAGGGAAAGUGGGGGCAGGGAAAGCCCCAUUGUGUUAGCAGGACUCAUUGCACUGGCUUUCACUAGCACAAUUGUCCAGCUGAAUCUGGCAGGCACACACACCCAACACUUGCAUUAACAUUAACACUUCCUUCACCUACAAAAUGAGAGAGCCCAGCUGGAGAAAACACAUCACACAAUGCUCCUGAUCAUAUAUUCCACCCGCCCUGUCUCAACUGAAAAUGCAUAAGCUGGGCCAGCCCUACCAUUAGACAAAGUCACACAGCCAAAAUCAGCAGCCUGGAGUGGCUGUCAUGAAAGGAAAGCAAAUUGUUAGCUAUUUAAUUUACCGUUGUUGCAUUUUUACUCACACAGAGAUGUGCUUGCAUGAUUUUCUGUCUCAGGAGAACCAAAAUAACUUUUCUAACCUUGGUGCUAUGUGCCUUGACUUGUGGUGGGGCGUGCCAUUUUCUGUUCCAUCCCAGGGAGUCAAUUCUCUUGGACUGGCCCUAUGCACAAUCACACCCCCGCCCUCUUAGAAAAGAAUCAAGAUGCCUCAUUCAGCAUAAUCUUGCUUGAAAACUGAGCCAAGCGGUUCCAAGAAGAAUGCUUCCCUAUGCUUGGUGUGGGACAAGUGGAAGGUAGACACGACUUCUGAUUGUUUCCUUCUGCUGCAAUAAAGCCCACAAUUCCUGACUAGAAUGGGAAUAGGUGAUGGAGAUGACUGCAUACUUUCCCUCCUCAGUCCAGGCAGAUUCCAAUGGGCAUGUCAAAAUCCUAGUUGCAUUAUGCUUAUCCUCUGUGCCUCUGGCCAGUGACAUUUUGCUAUGUAGAAAGGAACACUUAAAAGACUGGGACUACUAGCUAUGACAGCUGAAAACAGAACAUCCUUAUACAGAGGCAACAUUUUUCUGAUUUCCAAAUGCUAAACGGGGGAGAAGAAGAGGAAAUGGUCAUGUUUGUUUGUUUGUUUGUUUGUUUGUUUGUUUAUAAGUGUCUAGCCUUCCAUUACAGUGUCCAUGAAUUUCUCUCCAGACAGCUUGCAACAAUUAAAAAUAAUAAAUCUAGUACUGCUAACUUUAAAGAGACAUUUUGAUGUCCUCUUCUGGAGAAAGAAUGCUAGAGGAAUUUGAUGGGCCUUGGUCUAACUGGAGAAGACAUUUCUUGAAAUGUUAAGUCAUUUUUGGAUUCCUUGUGCUGACCUGUGGCUCUCUGAUUACAGUUUACAUAUACUGCCACUUUGUGAAAUAUAUUUUCUAUUAAGUUACAUUGAUCUAUCUGUUUAGGCGGCCCUUGUUUUUGCUGAAUAACAUCUCAGAGGAUAUGUGUAGACCUUCCAAGGCACCCUAUUGGCUUGGGGCAGAUGACUGUGUAUUGUGUGGCCAAAAUGACAUUACAGCAGGGUAGGACUCUUUGACGCUGGGCUCCUCUCAUAUUUAUUGUAUGUUGGAAAACAUUUAAAGAGCUAUUUCUCUUUGAGGUAGUAAAUAUCUGACUGGGUGCUAGCAUUAUGGACUGGGAGCAUAAAUGCACAAUAAAAAAUUAUUUCAUGCAAAAUAAAUUGCACAUUGAAAAGGGUCAUAUGAGGGAGAAAGGAUUUCCCCCAGACAUGCUAGAUUUCUGUGUCCAGAAUAUUUUUUUAAAUAAAACAAUAAUAAGUUAAUAAUACUUAUGGAUUUUAUGAAUUUUUACAAAGGCUGAACUGCAUGCUUCACUUCAACUUGCCCUCUUCACCCCUAUCCUUCCCCAGCCCGUUUUAGUUGAAACUUUCUUAUGUAAGUCAACACAAGAGAAGAAUGGGGCGGGGGACAUAAAGGAGUGAGAAAGGGGAAAGAGGGAAAGAAGAAAAGAAGGGAUUUUGUUGUAUUAUGCCAUGCAGUAACAUUCAGUUGUGUGAGUCCUCACUUGAAGUAGUACAGUUCAGGCACAUUAAGGGUCAAGCCAGAAAUGUGAAGGGACGCUGAGCAACAGGAGGAAGGAGAAGUAUAAAUUUAGUGACUCUGUUUUAAAAAUGCCCAUAGCAAACCUAUAAGCUGUCGCUGUAAUGGGUGAGCUGAAAAAAAUGCUUAAAGCAAGUGCAGAGUAACAUAUAGAUGUACGAAGUGUGUCCUAAACAGAAGAUCCAAUCUGCAGGUAUUUUUGGUGCGGCUAUUCGGUUUCCUAAGCAGUAACCUUACGCACACUUAACUAGGAAGAAAGCUCAACUGAAAUCAGUGGAAUGAAUUUAGAAACAAGCGUGUUUAGGAACAGGGAGCUAACAUGGCUAUUGGCAGAACCAGUAUCUGAAUGAUCUUAAAUGAAACUAGAUGUGAUGACCCCCACAAAAGGGCACCAAGCCAUUGGGAUUUAAUUGUGCUUUUUCUCAUUGAAAUAAAUGAAACCCACAGAGCUUUAAUGAGAAAUCAAUGGGGCAUGGGUUAGUCUUGAUUAAUAUGUGACCCAUUGAUUUUUAUGGGAUUUGAGCAGAACAAAUCUCCUCUCAACUGAGGCCUAUUUGUUCUCUGUGGGCCAUGGCUGAAUUGAAGUAGACUUAACCUGCAAUGUGACGAGAGUUUGUAAUUGAGGACCGGACUACCUCCCGAGAUCUGAGAGAGGGAAAUAUUGAUCAGGGUAUGUUGCAGAUCAUUGGAGCAGUUUUGUUUAGGAGCUGCAGCAGAACGUAACUGGAUUAGACCACAGGCCUAUCUAGCCUAGCCUCCUACUUUGCAGCCUGUUUACUUUGCUAGUCCGUAGCAGGUACUUCUAGGUUCCAGUCUGGCCUGGGUGGGCAUUGCAAUGCUUGAGGCAAAUUCUUCAGGUGUGAUACCCUCUUCAAAGAACUGAAAGAAAUGUGAUGACACUGUAGGACUUUGCUAGGGAGAAAGUAGACACUAAGGUAGGUAACAUUAGGUACAAUGUGGGUACACUGGGAGCCAGUGUAGAUCCUUUAGGACCGUUGUUACAUGAUCCUGGCAGCUACUUCCAGUCACCAGUCUAGCUGCCGCAUUCUGCAUUAGUUGUCGUUUCCGAGUCACCAUCAAAGGUAGCCCCACAUAGAUCGCAUUGCAGUAGACCAAGUGGGAGAUAACCAGAGCAUGUACCACUCUGGUGAGACAGUGCUUCGGCAGGUAGGGUCUCAGCCGGUGUACCAGGUGGAGCUGGUAGACAGCCAUCCUGGGCACAGCUCAGGAGGGGUGAGGGACUUAGGUGGGCUCGGUCAGGAAAGCUUACGAUCUGCCAAAUCCAAACUGUCAUCCUGAUGGAUCUUGGGUUUGGAUUGCACUGUCAAUUUAUGCAGGACAUAAAAUAACUUUAUAUAUAUAUAAUAUCCCAGUUCUUCAGAUGAGGAAUUUCAUGCUGUUGCUAACCUGGGAAGUGGAAUAAGGAUCUCUCUUUAACCUUCUGUCUGUAUCUCUCCCCCACCAUUUUUUAUUUGCUAAAACAGCUUGGAAUUCAGUCACUGUUCUGAUUUUAAUUCACUUGCAAACUGAAAUGAAUAAACUGGGAAUUUAUCAAGCUUAUACCACAAUAAACUUUAUGUCCCUAGCUGCAUAUCAUGUUUCCAAACAAGACUUCUUGUGAGAGGGUAAUCUCUGGAGGAGAUCUUACUGUCUGAGCAGGCUAGAUUGAAGCAAUAAGGUUAAGCACAUUUUAAAAGAUAUAUCCUAUUAAGGCUGAAACCAUAUGCCCACUUCCAUGGGAGUAAGCAUCGCUGCUCUCACUGAGACGUAUUUCUGAAUAAAUAUGCACAGGAAUGGGCAUAAUUUCUCCCUUUAUUUUGACAGUUCCUGAAACCUCAAUUUCUCCCACUUCAGACAAAGCAUGUUCUACCACAUUGCUCUGAAGGAUUAUUACUAUAAAAUGUUAUUAUGGUAAUAAUGCCUCCCAUUAUGCUAGUGUGAUCUGAAAAUGCCCCACUCAAUUGCCAUUUUCUCUUUCGGAGAAUUCUCGUUCUAAGAAGACUAAGAUCAGAGCUCCUUGAUUCUCUCGUUUCAUUUAAUUACGAGCGAGACUUUUAAUUUGACGCAGAUGGGAAGGGAAUGCCUCUUCGAGCUGCCAUUACUUGGAUUGCAUUGGUUCAGCGAUAAACUUCAAAAAGCUGCAAAGGAAAACAAAAUGCCGCAAGAGAAAGUCUAAUCUCUGCCUUUACAAUAAUAGAUUGAAACGGCAAGGAACACUGAGAGAUAACAAAUGGAAAACAUUUCCCUUUAGCGCCAAUACCACACAAUGAUAAGCUUUGGUUGAGAAGCAAAGGGAGGUAAAAUACAGUUACUCUGUCUUGUAAAGGAAACAGGAGUAGGAUUCUGGGGUCAGGAGGGUUUGCAGCUGUCACUGCAGAGUGUGAUAAAUGAGCCAAAGAGAUAGAGUGAAAUUAAGGGUGUGCCCAUGCCAGGUAUUUCCCCCAAGUUUCAUUUCAGUAUUUCCCCUCAUUGUCCUGGAAAAGUGGAGUGGCGGAAGCCAGUCUCUUGACCUUCUUUGAGUGGUAUGGACAUUCACUUUUAGGAGCGCCAACCGACAGGCACCUAUCAGUCUGUUUACCAGGGACUGAGCAUUUAGCAUAGCAGCCCCUGCCCUGUGGAACUCCAUUUAUUGACAUGUUGGAGGUUUUUAAGCAGGGGUUGGAUGGCCAUCUGUCACAGAUGCUUUAGCUGAGGUUCCUGCAUUGCUGGGGGUUGGACUAGAUGACACUCAGAACCCCUUCCAACUCUACAAUUCUGUGACUCAAAGAUUUUAUGUUACAGGUGCUUUUACCAACAUUGUCAUUUUUCUCUGUUGCACUCCCCAAUCCUAUUAUUUCCUAUGAACAUGCAGCUUUUGUAAACAUAUAAACACAUGAAAUGAUUGGUGUGAUCAUGUUAAUGCUUAUUCUCAGCCCCCUCUGCCACUCCCCUUCAAUCUCUAGUACAGUUAGGGUCAAUAAUUCUGGCCUACCUUACAAUGUGUCCCAGUUGAAGCAAUGGUACAGUUCUCUCCGCACAGAGUUCCUCCAUGGAGCUGCACUGAAGAAAUCAUAAGGCGCUGCUUCCAGGUGGGGAGUUGUGAGAAAGAUCUCUACCAGGAAGAUCCAUGUGGCAGUAUUAUCUUUCUGGAUCAGGUACUACUGCCCCCCAUGAGGCCAUCUCCAAGAGACACUCCAUGCAGAAAGGUUUUAGAGCACUGGUCUUCAACUGGUGGGUCGAGACCCCUAGUGGGUCAUGGCCUGAUCCUAUGCAAAUAUAUGGUUGGUGGCAUCUGUUUAUCUCAAGAGUCAAUGGAGUGUGCUUCUGGGGGUGAAGUCGAACUGCUGGAGAAUCACAGUGCCUGCUGUAGCUGCAGAAACUCGUAACUGCUGCCUCCUGCAUUGUUUUUGCUGUGUUAGCAACAUCUUUGUGACCUCCCCAGGGCACAAGCCUGGAGAGUGUGUAUGGAGGUCCUGGGCUGCCUGGACAACAGGGCCUCCCUCUCAGCCUACUGGUAUAAUCCAAAGGAGAGCAGAGCAAUCAGCUUAACUGAAGGAGCUGCUGGAAGGAGGUGCACAACACACCAUCCAACCACCUUAGGGACUCCACUCUGGAUUUUCCCCUUAGCUUUUUCUUCUAAAAAGGAUGUCCUUCAAAGCAGUAGGUACAGAUUUUUCCUCAGGAUUUGCUCCCAAAGCCUUUCUCAUGAAUGAGUACAGCUCCAAGGCAGCGGAGGUUUAAAUUCGGAAUUGACAAGCCCCAUCUGCCCCCCCCCAUUUCCCUCGACAGUAUGUGCAAACCACCUUCUUGACCACUAGACCCAAUAUCAGCCUUGUCCUCUCAAUCCGCCAGAGCCUGUCUUCGCAUGCAAGGGAAGGCCCUGACUCACUGAGGGUUCGAGGGUAGCCACCCUCCCCUGGUUUAAGUAGCCAGUCAAAGCCAUGGGAUGUGGCCGCUGUUGCUUCUAGGAUUAAGAACUGGGUUUGCAAAUGCAUGUUUAAGUUAAGAGUGGGUCCUGGGUCUUGAAAAGGUUUGAGUGUACUAGUUUAGAGCAUCUAAACCUGGUUGAUGAUAAUAUGGGUGAUGUAUUUUGAGAAUUUAGGAAAAGGACUGUAUACGGUGCUUUUUUUCCUAGACAAAAAGCUGCCAGAACACACCUCCCUCAGAAGACCCACCCCAGAGCCCAAAGAGAAUCUCUUCAGGCUGAGGGUCAGGUCUCCUUGCCAGCCAGAAGCUUGUUGAGGCUGUUCCGCUGAGGUGAGGUGAGCCUUCUGCAGCUUAACAAGCCUCACGUGAGCCAGACCAGCUGGUGACUUACUCAGCUGAGGCGCCGCUUUCCCAUGCAUCUGUUAUUUUCUGGGGGGCUGAAGAGCCUCAGCAAAGCUCCGAUGCACCUCCGGCUUGUGAGGAGACCCUCUCCAGAGCCCAUAGAGAACAUCGCCUUUGGGUACUCCUUGUGACCCGGAGGCACAACAGGGCUUUGCUGAAGCUGGUCAGGUCUCUUCCUCCACUUCUGGGGCCCAGCUGAGAGGUGCUGUUCCGGCACGUUCCAGCUGGAAAAAAGCCCUGUCCAUAUACAUAAUAACUGUCAUUGUCUUCCUCAGGAGACAGGCAGAUGGAGUGGCAUGGCAUGCACAUCUUUUCUUGAGAUGGAAAAGGUGUGUUUCAAGAGAGAUGGAAACACAGAGAAGAAUUUGCUUGCCUUCCAGAUCCCUCUCCAUCAUCGCUUUCCACUCUGUGAGAGCGACAAAGCAUCAGACUGCCUCCAUGUGCCAAGGAACUACAGUAUCUAGCUCCCACAGUCUCACCAAACAUUUGUUGAUCCAGAGAGAAAUAAAAUGUGUGUAAAAUGCAGGACCAUGGGAAGAAAUUGAUGAUACAAGGAAACCAUACUAUUAGUAACAUGGGACAAAGGCUAUAUAUAUGGGGUCGCUCAAAGCAGGCCCCAGAGGAAAUAGAGCUGCUCCCAAUUUGCAAUGCAGCAAAGAUGUGCACACAGGAAACCUUUUGCCCAACUUGGCUGUGGAAGUCAGAGAAUCCACAGCUGCCUGCCAAAUACCCAUUCCCCUCCAAGUUGUCUGUUUUCUCCCCCUGCUGGCCUUUCUUUGGUUGUGCUGCGUUUCCGUUAACGAUGAAGGGCUUUUGUCAGAUGGUUUCAAUUAGAUCCAUAAGGAUUUCACUAAGAGAAACGGUCCAGUUUUUUGUGUGUUUUUUGGUAGAUUCACACUUCAUGAAUUCCUUGGCAGGCUUGCCUUAUGUAACACUGAUGUUGCUUUGGAUUGCGACAUUGCGUCACUGGGCCUGAAAUGCGUUGGGGACACACUAUCUUACUCUCCAACGCUUCACGGGUGAAACUGAGGACACAUAUCCUUGUCACAACUUAAGUGUGGGGUUUGCUGCAAGGUACCCUGCAAAUAUCGGCUUUAAGGGCAGGGCUGAAACAUCAGUGACAAUAACAUCUGCAGUCACAUUAAAAAUAACUAUCUUAACCCACAUCUCUGCUACACAUUGCCAAAAGUUCUUCUGAGCCUAUUGUAUUGAGAAUUGUAGUCCAAACAUCUGGAGGGUCACAGGUUCCUCGCCGCUGAUGUGAAGGAUUGCAGUAUAAGGAAAUUAAGGAACAAUAUCCUCUCUGUGGACCCAUGGGUUUAAACUGUUCGGCUGCCUAAUGUGGCCAUGCUGGCUAUGGAUUUCAGACAAGCAGAUUAACUAUCUUUUGAAACAAUGUACAAACAGGAAAGUAACCAUCCAGAUUUCUCUCUCUCUCAGCUCUGAUAGGUUCCUCUUUAUCUUCAACAAAUGUGGUAUGGACUGUAUCCAAUAUUCCUUUUAGCUUAAAAGGCAGUUGCCAAAAGAACCCGCUAGGAAUUCCACCACCAAUACAUUUCUGCCACACAUACAAAUUUUAUUGACAAUAAGGAAUAUAGAUUGAAAAAAAUCUAUAUGGGCUGAUAGCACUAAACAUACGCACAAAAUGCUCAACAGGGAGAGGUCAAAUCAUGAAUCGGAAGAAAGGGAGAACAGGAAAAGGAACCACAAGACAUAGUUUGAUGGAGCUUCCUUGAGUGUUGGAGACUUCCUCUUGGCUAUCUGAAGUGUUUGGCACCAGCUGUCCAGUGGAAGGGAGUUCUAUCUGAUCUAGUCCAACCCCUGUGGUACCUCGACAGAACUAUCAGGCCCUUCCAAUCCUUGGGAAGCUGUCUCUCGAUCCUCCAUCCCCUCCACCAAGGUGAUGUAGAACUUGCUCUCAGUCUUUUCAGACACGUCCUCCUGACGUUAGCCACAGGAAUAAGGUGCACAAUAAAGCCCUCUCCACGUUGCAAAGGUAUCUUAUUCAGGGGCCAGUUUCAGAAAUGACUUUUUUCCAGCACCCUGCACUAUGAAGGGAGAAUCCUCCAUUCAGGAGCGCAUCAGAAAUAGUUACUAUCAAAGCUAGAAAAUAAAUUACUGCACUGAGGAGACAGUGGGCAUGGAAAAAGGAGGAGCAGAAUGUGGCAAUUGAUCCACCCAUCCCAAAACACUGAAACAAAUUGCGUGUGAACCUGAGUGAAACAUUUGGAGCCUGAUUUCCUCCCACUUAUUGAAUUAUUCCCAUACUAGAUAAAGCCACAUUUUUCAGGGGGAAGCAUCAACUGAUUGACUGGAGCUCCCUGUCUAUAAUAUAUUUACAGGCACACGCAUUCCCUUUGCACGUAGGGUGCGCACAAAAAAGUAUGCAUAGUUCCUUUAUCAUUCACAUAAUGAUGGUGGUUAUUUCAGGGGUCAUAAUGUGCAUUCAAGAAACUAAUGAUAUUUCUUUUGCCUGCUUCAAAAUGGCUGAGUAGCCACUCUGUGUUCUUUCAUUCUACAAACUUUUUUUCCUUUUUUAGUCGUUGCUGAACUGCAGUCAUUGGCACAGGUGAAACAAAAGGUUUGGGAUUUCUCCUAUCUGACCAACACUAUUGUCUGCAAACUCUUGAUGAAGGGCUCCCUCUGUUGGGAAACUGGAGCAAACUAAAUAUGAGCUCUUUUUGUUCAUUGCGUUGUACUUCCAGGUUGAUAACAUUAGUAAAAUCACUAGACUGGCCAGUCUGUAGUUACAUAAUUCAUCAUUCUCUUUGGUGGUUGGGACAACAAUAUGCCCAGCAAGUAUAUUACACAUGAAGGAUAGCAAAGCUAUGGAUAUUUAGGUUUAGAUUUCGAUUUAGAUUGGCUGUGUGUGUGUGUGUGUGUGUGUGUGUGUGUGUGUGUACACACUAUACAUUUAAAACACCCCCAAAGGAAUCCUGGGAACUGUAGUUUGUUAAGAAUGCUGGGAACUGUAACUCUGGGAGGACAAACUACAGUUCCCAGGAUACUUUAGUGUGGAAAUGUGCUUGUAAUGCUCUCUACAUGUAUGGUGUAUGUGGUGUAUACACAGCCGAAAUCCUUUGCCCUAGACUAACCAACAGGCAAGUCUCCACAUGAUGGCAGCAGAGUGUUGAAUGAGUCAUCCUAUCCAGCCAUAUGUUACAGACACAGCUACAUGCUGUUUCAUUUGAAUCCUCUUUGGGACCACAGAACCUAUUGUCACACCUGGAUGAUGUUCCAAAAAUGACCAUAGGAAUCAGGGCUCACGCCUCCUCCAACAAGUCCUGAUCUUGCAACCUAAGGGAUAUUACGUGAGGAUUCAUUCUGUGGCACAACCCAGCUGUGACUUAAGAGAGGAAGACUGCACAGAGAUCUGCCCGACACACAAGGAAGCUGGAGAUUUCCCAUGUAAUCUCUGUGGCUGCCGACACUGGUAUGAAGAUGUUAUGCUCGUUUGGUAAGUGGGUUACAAUUAUUCCAUCUGCCUAAAACUGUUCUUACUGGGCUGAAUGCUGUUUGUGACUAGUGUUCUUGCUUUGCAUCCGUUGCAUUUUUAGGAUGUUUUGUGGUUUUAAAUUGAUAUCUAUUUGAUUCUGUAAAUCUGUAUGUUAAAUCACAAAAUUUUAAAACAAAUGGAUCAAAAAUUGAAAGUCAUCAAUAAUAAAAAGAGAUUAAAGCGGAAAAAGUUACUAGCUACAAAAACGUAUACUGUCCAACUUGCCCAAACAUACGUAUAUAAUUUUUGGUUCUUUGCAGAAAGAGGGAAAGAAAGGAACCACUUUGUGUUCCAAUAUACAAAGGCUUUCCUGCCUUGGAUAGUCAUGGCAACCAGGAAAUGAGUAAACCUCUUCCCUUUCAUUUAGAACACAAAUCUAGAAACAGAGUAUCGCCCAGACAAAUAUUUAUUUUGUAUUUUCUUCCAUAUUGUACUUUUCUCCAUUUAAGAUGCAUGCGUUUUCUUUUAACCCCACCCCACUGAUUUUGGAACCAUGAUAUAGCAGUGAGUGCUUGUACAGAGAAUUAUAGAAUCGUGGAGUUAGAAGGGACCGUGAGGUUCAUCUAGUUCAACCCCCUGCAAUGCAGGAAUCUUUAAGAGGGGGGAGGAACUAUUAUAAAAAUUAUAAUAGUUAUAAAAUUAUAAAAAAGAAACUGUUCCUAAAUUAUGUAGAAUGUACAGACAAAAAUAUUUGCGAUAGCCAGCUCUGCUUCAGAAGUUUCUAGGUGUUUUAGUAUGCUGAAAUAACUCCUACAUGCCACAAGAGGGCUAUGUAUAUAUUGGUCUAGUUUUCAGACUGUUAUUUCUGCAGUAAGUUCUACACGCAAAAAAACCCACAUAAAUAUAAAAAAUAUAAAAUAAUACAUUUCUUACCCACCUUUCACCACCAGUUCCCAGCACAGGAUACAAUAAUUAAAAAUUUAGAAUUAAAAGCGGUUACAACAGAUUUCAGUCACUGGAACAGGGUGGAUCUUGAAAACACACAAUAGACCAGGGUAAAAAGUGCAUCUUUAGCAAUCGCCAAAAACUGUAUAGUGGACCCAGCACCCAGACCUCUGAAAGAGGUAGAACUUCCCUCUUUGUUGCCCUUAGCACCUCAGUGGAUCUAUAGGGAAGGAGACAGUCUUUCAGAUAUUUGGGGCUGAAGUAAUUGAGGGGUUUAAACACCAGUGUGAGUACCUUAUAUUGGGCCCAGAAACAAACUGGCAGCCAAUGCAGCUGUUUUAGAACAGAGGUUAUAGGAGGCAACCCAAGCCAAUAAUUUGGCUGCUGCAUUUGGACUGGUUGAAAUUUCUGAGUCGUUUUCAGUGGCAGUCUCACACAGAGCUCAUUGCAACAAUCCAAUCUGGAAUCUGCCACAACAUCAUCUCCAUCUAAAAGUUUGCUGCAGCUGGCAAACCAGUCAAAGAUGGCAUUAGCCAGCGAGGCCACUUGGGCCUCAGGCAACAACACUGGAUCCAUGAGUACCCCCAGGCUACAGAACUGCUCCUUCUAAAGGAGGGCAACCCCACCCAGAAGAGGCUGCCUUCCCACCUCCUGGAUUUGAGAACUUGGAACACAGAAGACCUGUCUUUUCAGGAUUCAGCUUGAAUGUGUUUGCCCACAUCCAGUCCAUCAGGGCCUGCAAACACCUGCCCAGCACUCACACGUUUGUUGUAAACAGCUUUGUUUGCUUUUAUAAAGAAAGGAUAUGUCAUUAAAGUAAAUAAUUAAAUAAUCAGGACCAACCAGAAGCACCUGGUGAUGACAGGAAAUUACCAUCAAUAUUGUUGGUGGGCUUAAAGUGUCAUCUUUUGAGAAACAGCAACUGUUUGGGCUGAGCAAAAAAAACCCCAAACCCUUCAGUCUUGUUUCGAUUGCCAGCUACUUGGAAUGUAGCUGGAAUGCAAAGGCUUUUCUGCAAGUCACACCCACCUUGCAAAAGCAGAUUGGAGACCUUAAAAAUAUGUGCAUCGUUCUGGCUCAGUUGGUAAAUGUGAGGCUCAAGGCAGCAGUCAGGGUUGUCUUUACAGCUGCAAUAGACAUUCUCAUACUCUCUUCUUCCAAAGAAACUGACCCUAAAUACCAUAUGGCUAUGGGAGGGGCUGCAAUGAAGCAGGCGAACACAUCUUUUGUAUUGUCAACAGAAGGCAUCAUUUGAAAUGAUCAGGAAACAGGUGAUGGGCAAAGCUUCUGUCUGGUCCCUUGGAGAGCUGCUAACAGCCAGAGAGGACAGUCCUGGGUUAGAUGGCCUGAGCUGAUAUGAAGAAGCUUCUAAGCAGCACUGUUUUUCUAGAAAAAGAGAUGCCGGAACUCACCAUGAAUGCCUCCCUUCUUCUCUUAUAAUGACAAUAGUGACCACCUGAGAGGUGCCAGAACUAAGUUCUGGCGAGUUCCGGGUGGAAAAAGCCCUGCUUCUAAGUGAUUCUGUGAAAGGGAAUUGGAGGUACCUCUACAAUUAGAGAAGGAUCAUAUGCAGGUCCACACUAUUCCCAUUUUCUUCACUGGAUCCGGGGCGUUAAAAUAAAGCUGCCUGAAGUAAACCCUACACAAAUCCAGAGUGGAGUACCUAAGAUGCUUGGAUGGAGUCUUGUAUGCCUCCUUCCAGCAACUCCUGCAGCCAAGCUGGUGCCAAAUGUAUUGCUGUGCUUUCCUUUGGACCACAUCAGUGGGGCCAAGAGGGGGCUUUUGUUGUCUGGGCAGCCCAGGACCUCCAUAGAGACUGCCCAGGCCUGUGUCCAGGAGUUUCAUUUUAAGCCUCUUCUCAUGCCCUUCUGUCACUUACUGCUUUGCCCACAAUUUCUGCACUUAAUCAUGCCUGUGCUCAUUUUUUUUCUCAGCUUAUAAAGUCCCUGGUUCCUGCUACUAGACACCCCCACCCUUCCCACCAUAUAGAUUGUAAAUAAAUGUGGGCAAAGGGUCUCUGCCAGCCGGGCUCAGGAACUUUACUCCUUGCACUGCCAUGGCAGAAUUGGCAGAAGCCUUUCCCCCAUAAUAUAUGCUGUGUUGGAACUGCUUUUGAAGACAAUUUGGACAUCAGCUGACUCAAAAUGCAGGAGCCAGAAUUUUAACAGGUGCUGCCUGCUAAGACCACGUAAAAGAACCACAUGGUCUGUCUGCUAGUUUCUGGGCUCAGAAGUGCUGUUUUUGACCUUUAAACCCCUACAUGGUUUUGUUAAUCCAAAUAAAUAACUCCGCCCACAUACAGUGCAGUGGUACCUGGUUUUACAGACACUUCAUGUUACAGACUCUGCUAACCCAGAAAUAUUACCUUGGGUUAAGAAAUUUGCUUCAGGAUGAAAACAGAAAUCGUGUGGCGGCAGUGAGAGGCCCCAUUAGCUAAAGUGGUACCUCAGGUUAAGAACGCACCUCAGGAAUGAAUUAAGUUCUUAACCUGAGGUGCCACUGUAUUCCACAUACAACCCUUGGCACCCUGUUAGUAGUAUAGUGGGUGGCAGUUACAAGGUGUAGUGCCUUCUGGGUAGAGGCACUCCUGUUUGGAACCUGCUAAUAAGGCAAAUUCAUCUAUGGUCCUUUAGGAAGUAAGUAAAAAAAAGUUAUCGUUUUAGCAAGACGUUGGAUUUAAGAUGGAGUACCAAUAUUUUUAAUCCUUGUCGUAUUGGUUUUUUGAGUCUUGUGGUGGAUUUUAUCUUUAUUUAUUUCAGUGUUUGUAUGAACACUUUCUUUUUGUUUUUUAACUGAAUGUGCGAACCACUCAGAACUAUGGUUAUAGCGUGGUAUAUAAAUGUAAUAACUGAAGUAAUGACUGUAGAAACAUAUUUUUUUUUAAAACUAUGUAAAAAAGUGAGACCAAUGAAAGGGCGUGUGUGUCAUACCAGUUUCCUUGGAGUGUGAUUUGCCUGUUGCUUUGGAAAUAAGCUCCAACUUCUGGAUGACACAACUUCUGUUGUGACACAGAGGCACAUGAACAUUAACACAAGGUACUUGCUCUGUGCUAAUAACAGAUGUCACUACUUUUGGUAGGAUUUGUCUUUUUAUGAACAGGAUUGGUUUAAAGAAGGUGCUGUUUAUUUCAGCAUUGUUACAUCGUUAAGUAGAAAGAGAUUUUGUUGUGCUGAAGGACUCUAAUGGACAUGCCUUAGUCGUAUCCCCCCCCCCCCGGGGAAUGUGCAGCACACUUUUAAAGUUCCCAGUUAGCUGCCUGGUGGGGUGUGAAUGGGUGUCUUUUCUGGGACAGAUCCAUACAAUUGGCUCAGGCAAAGGAAUUCCCAAAUUGUUGAGUGUUAGAUUUAAACUUAACUGCGGGAGGCAGUGGAAGACAGGAGUGCCUGGUCCAUAGGGUCACGAAGAGUCGGACACGACUAAACGACUAAACAACAAGAUUUAAAUUUAGUUUUGGUCAUUCUAGAAAUGUGCAAAAUAUUAAGAAAACUGGAUGACACGAGGUUAAAAAAAAUGGAUCACUUGAUAUGGAAUGACCCGUUGGUAACAGAAGCGGACUUAAGAAUCGCCUGAGCUAAAUAUUCCGAAGCGAGCGCGGGCGUGGCGGGGCUUUAGCAAGAGGAGGUGCACGUGUGUAUGAGAGAUUUCUUUCAUGGGCAGAGCGGUUACUCAGCAGACCUGUCAUUUGUUCCACCCGAAAAUGUUUGCAUCGUGAAACCCGACGCUGUUGUUGCUGCAGCUGCCGCCAAGUGGGAGGGCCCAGGAGGAGGAGGAAGGAGGAGAAAGUUCAGCUCCUCCUCCUCUUCUGGGCUCUUCAGUUAUUUUCUUGCUUCUCGGAAGAGUCAAGCGAGCAGAGCACGGCUGAGAAAGCAAGAGGAGGACACGCAGCGCUUGGGCGUUCCCUGGACCUUCCUUGACAGCCUUCCUGGGGGCUUACCUGCCAGGUGAGAGGGUUGCACCAGGGGAGGCCGCAGCUGCGCCUUCGUGCCCGGCUGCUGCGGGCGCUGGCGGGCAUCGGGCGCGUCUCUGCUGGAAACGGAGCCCCGGGCGAGGCGGGCCUUGCUCCGCCUGAAGCCAGCAAGGCGGGGGACUCCCUGCCACACACCUAUAGCAGGUUGGGAAGCGGCCCCUCUUAAUUCAAGGGGGCCUGAAUCUCAGGGAAGCUGGUGCCCUUCCUCUCUUAGGUCGCCCCGACCUAAACUGGGUUUGGGGGAAGGGUUGCCCUCCCUUCUCAAGCGCAAACAUGGCUUGCAAGUCUUCCUUCUCUGCCCGCCAAGGGCGGAGGUGCUGGGUUGGGUCGAGGAAGAGCGGGAGCCUCGAGCUGCUGCUCCUUGUUGGGUCGAACAGCCUGGCUCGGUGCGGGCCUUACUCUGCAACAGGGCGGGGUGACUUUUCCAACUUACAGCUUUCAAAACUUGAGGGGUGCUCAAAAGUUGUAACGUGACUUGGGAAUUCAAAGGAUUUAAUAGGAUGUUUGGUGGGUAACACCAGUGUAAAAUCGCAUCGAAAUCGUUAAAAAGGAUGGCCAAGUGCUAGUAGUUGUGUAAUAUAUCAAUAUUUAUUAUUUAGUGUUACCUGAUGUUUUCAGAAGGUAGAAUUAAAAUGGUUUUCCGAAAGCAAGUUCAUGUGCUUCUUCAUCAGACGUAGACUAACCAAGCUAAAUGUUGUCCAAACACAAAAAUAACAGCAGAUUUGAAUUCCUCAGACAUAUUUUCAAGACCCCUCGCAGAAGAAAAUGGCAAAAAAUAAGCUUCACUCCCUAAAAUGGCAUGCUCUACUCAUGUAAGCUUUUCUGCUUCACAGCAUAGAAUAAUAGAAUCAUGGAGUUGGGACUAUGAGGGUCAUCUAGUCCUACCCCCUGCAAUGCAGGAAUCUCAACUGACAUGACAUAUUGUCAUCCAACUUCUGCUUAAAAACCUCCAAGGAAGGAGAGCCCACCAUUAUUAUUAUUAUUAUUAUUAUUAUUAUUAUUAUUCCUAUUCCUUAAAUGUAUACUCGAUGUCUUCUCUUAAUGAAUUCUUAACAACAGCUGCCUUUACUUGUUUUAUUUUUUUAAAAAACCAACCAGGCCAAUUUUAGAUUAGAAGCUCCCUGGGGCAGGGACUUUUCUUUCUGAUCUUGUGUGUUGUUGCCUUGUAAAGUGCAAUAAUUUCUACUGGGCCCUUAUAAUAGCUGCAUUUAUGUUGUUUAUUUCUGGCCUUUAAAGUGCUUCAAGUACAUGAUUUCAGUAAUCCUGUAAUUAACACCUGCAUUUUUUUGCCCCCUGUAUCCUGGCCCAUCACAGCAGCCCUCAAGUGCAGGACAGAAGUUAUUUACUUAUUUAUUCUGUUAUUUAUUUAUACUUCUUCCAUCCUCCAAAGCAACAUACAUGGUUCAUCUCUUUCCUCCAUCGUAUCUUAACAACAAACCUGUGAGGCAAAUGAAUGACAUGCUCAAAACUUCCUUGCAAGUUCCAUGCCUGAAUGGAGAUUUGAAUCUGAGUCUCUCCAGUCCUAGAAUGAAACUUUAAUUGCUUCUCUGCACCACUUGUACAUAGGGAUAGGCCUGCUCUUGUCAGACUAGGUACAUCCCGUGGGCUUAAGGUUAAGGUCGAAGACCUCGAGAACAAAUACCUGCAAGCAGAUGGGCAGUGCUUGGUGAAAUCUCAAACCUGAGAUGUGAGGAGGAAUUCGGUGCCCUACAUAACAUCUUCCCUAUGACUAACGGAGGCAGACCAAAUUAUGUUAGAUAAGCAGCUCUAUGAAAAUUUGCUUAUUUGUACAUAAUAUAUACAGGGUGUGGAACCAUGAGUUGUCUCAGUAGAGAUCUUUUUUAAUUUUACAUGAAGUUGUACACCUUGCCUUCUGUGGAUUGUAAAAUGCUUUGCACAGUUGGAACGCUAUAAUAUUUUUUAUGAAGUGCGCUAGGUACCACACAAUAAUUUCUAGACAUGCGUGAUGCAGAUUUUUAAGGCCUAGCUUAUUUCUGUAAUUUUAAGUUGCUUAAGACUGAAUUCCAUAUUAUGUUGUCAUUGUUACCUGCCCCGAAACCUUAGGGUGAAGGAUGAGUAAUAAAUUGUUUUAGUAGUAGUAAUUAAUAAUAAUAAAUACUAGAAAUGCGUAGUGAUAUGUGUGGAUUUGUGGUCUGCGAUACUUUCCCUUGUUUCCCAAAUGUGGCAGUGUUGUUUUCUUUCCCUUCCUGUGUCUGAACUGACAACAAAGAAUGUUCUGUCUCUUUAUCUUCUAUAGUUGUUCCUAAUAACAUUGCUGUUUCUGGGAUCCUGUUUCUGGUUGUUUGUUGCAGAGGAUUCUGGUUUAGGGGCUCCUGCACAGGAUUAUUUUGCUCCCAGGAUUAUUUUGGGAUGUGUGUCUUGUUGGUAGACCUGCCUGAAAGCUACUGUAGUGACUGAAAUGCUAUGUUGCUGGUCUAGCAUAUCCCAUAAUGCUAUUGUAAUAUGCUAGUGCAUAGGGGUGGGGUGCUUAACCCUCCUCCCUGCCAAUGACUCCAAGCAGCUUUCAGUUCAUUUCCCCCCAGGUGGGCUCUUAAACUGGAGCAAGGCCAGUUGAGAUCAGCCUUCAAAGAACAUUUGUAGGGGAGAACUGGCAGCAGGUACAAGAGAGAUUAGUCUCUCAUUUCAGCCUGCUGACCCCUCUGCUCCGCAAGUCCCAUCCCCAGCCCCCAAUUCCUGGUCGGGAAUGGGGUUAGGAAUGUUCUUAUGCCAAAAUCAUAUGUAGCUCUGCCCAGAGCGUAAGAUGUGGGAAUCCCCUGGUUCAAAUUACCAGUACACAUCGCGGAGAAACACAUUUGUAAGCCACGGUCUUUUGAGUUUUUCACUUCCCCAUCUGCAAUGUAGGGGAUAAUUAUGCCGGCUCACUUUGUAGAUCUCUCAAGUCUAGAGCGAUGGGAUGGAUAUCUGCAAUGACUGUUCAUUCUCAUUUAGAUUUCAGCCUGCGCAAAUCAACAGGAUUGGCAGAACCAGCCAGUAUAACAUCAGAUCCUCUUUUCCCCGCACACUGUUUUAAUUUUUUAUGUACUGCCACCCAACCCUUUUGAGCUGUGGUGUGAACUUGCCGUGGCAAUGGGUGGCCAUUUGUGUCUCCCCUGAUCAAGUGGGCAUAAAGUGAGGCAAUUGUUACCACAGAAUUUGCGUGCUGGCAACUGAACCCUGUUCCCCCCACCCUGCCUUACCUUGCCAUACUCCGUUGCUACGGGUGCUUCUAUCUAGCGAUUAAAAAUGGGAUUAAAAAUGAAGAAUGUACGGGGGGAGAGACAGGGUUCAGCUGCCUUCGCCCAUGCGCAACAUUUGUGGUAAGAGUUGUCACCUUCUCCACUCAGGUGUUAUGCGUGAACUGGGCAUAGAGGCCAUGAAGUGCGUCUGGCCCCUUCAUGUCCGGUUUAGAUCUUGGUUUCAGCAUGUGGAUGUCUGGAAAAAGGAAUCGGUGUGGCCUCAGUUUGGGCCUUGGAGCUUUCAGUCAGUUCCUUGCUCAGUUUCGGACAAAUUCCAAUCUCUUGGCUUCCAUCCCUCAGCUGCUGGGCAGGGGAAUGCAAAUGCAGAACAGGGUGGUAACGAGGCCAAACUAAAAAUAGGAAUGUACAUUUUGUAGUAUUGAAUAGCCAAUAGGUUGUAUUAAUUAUGACCACUAACUUUGUAUAAAAAUAUAUGCAGAAACAUAACACUGCUCUAGCAAAACAGGCCAGAGAAUGAAAUUUUUUGGAGGGGAGGGUUUCAUGCAGUGGUGGUUGCUAGCUAUCCCGUAUUAUCCUGAACCUAUCUUGCCUCAUAGGGUGAUUGUGAGAGAGAAGAAGCAGCCCAAGGUUGUUUGGGGAUUUUUAUGGACCCAAAAUCCACAUACACACAAAUUAAUAAACACUGGCUCCAGUCUAGCAGGAGGUUGAACUGCAAACAACCCAUUGAAAUGACUGUGCUCAUGCAAGUCGACCUGUACAAGAAAACCUCUCGAGUUGCACCUAGGGUAAAUGCAUUAAAUUCUGUGCAUCAAAUCAAUGAUCAGGCAGGGAAUUUUUUGAUUGUGAAUUCAAGCACACUGGACAGGUUUUAUUGUUGUAGGCCUCCGAACUUCAGGAAGAGGGAUGUGGGAAGAAAACUUCAUUAACCAAGGGCUGCUUUGUUUCAUUGCCCUUUCUUUCUCAUUAACUCCCACAUGUUUCUUUGUGCAUUACAGCUUUAAGUGCUCAGUAGCAGUUUCUGCUUUCCUUCUAGAAUAAUUGACUUGUGACAUCACUGCUGGCUGUCAUGGAAACCAUAACAGCCCAGCACAGUGUGUGGCAACCUUCCCCGACUGGGUGCCCUGCAUUUUUAUGGGAUCACAUCUCCCAUCAAGCCCAGCCAGGAACUCCACUGCUGAUGGGAGCUCUUCUCAUGAACUUUCUUACCACCCCAGUUCAAGAAGGAUGUAAAUACAAUGGCUGGGAUUUGGAGGAGCACGAGGGAGGUAUGGAAGAGGUUUGUUAAAGUAAUGGGGAAAGUCUUCAGGUGUUGAAGAUCAGUGUAGUUGGCCAACUGGCGAUCCUUGGGCUGGAACAAGCUUUUGAAAUAAUUGUCCCUGGAAGCUCUGACAAAAUCAAGAUGUGGCAGAAAGUUUGCCUGUGCUUUUGGUUUGUAAGAAAAUGGUUCCCAAAAGAGCGAAUCCAACGCUUUAGGUUAAAUCCGGAUUGUAAAUCUAAUUCUGUAGAGUUUUGAAGCCCUUAAGAUGGCACCAACUUCCUUGCCAUCUGUGAAGAAAGGUCAGUUUGUAUAGCAAAAUAUACUCUGGCUCCCAAGUUACUAUAGUUCAGACCCUGAAAACAUAGAUUUGCCAUUCCAGGGAUACAGUUAAAUUAAUGGUUUUCAAAUUUCAUACCUUCUGGAAACCUUUUUGGAUGGAUCCAUCUACUGAGGAACCUUCCUCUAUAGAGAAAAUUCUGGAAAGCAUUAGAGGGGCACUCUGGAUUGGUUAAUACAUAAUGGCCAAACUAUGAUUUGGUGACUGAGACUUUGCUUGUGCUUAUAGUUUGCUUGAUUUGAACCCAGUGGCAAUCUAAGGAAGUAAGAGAGAGAAUUAAUGUGAUCUGGCAGCAUGGUAUGCAUGAUCAUGUGCAAUUCCAAUCUUUCGAAACCAAGUUGAGAGAGAGCUGCUACUCUAAAUAUAGCAUUUGCCUACAAAAAGAUUAGCCUUAAGGUACCAGUGUGGUUUUAAAAGGAAAGUAGUAAUAGAAGCUUGCAUUUUUAGCUGUAUCAUAGUAUAUUCUAUAUCUUAAAUAGUAAGCUUAGUUCCCUGAGUGUCAGUCCUUAUGUAGAUGGAAAUGAAAAGGGGAAGGCAGCAGAAUUAAGAAACCCCUCCUCCCUGGGCUUUUUUUAGCUGGAAAUCACCGGAACUCAGUGCUGACACCUCUCAGGUGGGCGCCAUUGCCAUUCUUAGAGAACGAGGGAGGCGUUCAUGGUGAGUUUCCAGCACCUCUUUUUCUAUAAGAAUAGCACUGGGAACACCAGUAUUUACAGUAGUACUUUAAAAACCUUGAGCAAAAAAAUGGAGGUGGGCGGGAACUCGAAACGGAUUAAUUCUCAUUGACCGCAUGAUGCUGACUGAUAGGGAAGAAAAGGAAAAUGGGUGGGAAGCUGGGAGUGGUAUGGAAUAUCCUUGAAACUAGCAUGGCUGGGGCGAGCAGUCUGCACUGCAUCAUAUAUAGGGAGCCACCAGGACUAGUUGCCAUUGACACCCUUAUCCUCUGUGACUUUGUCACGUUAAAAUGCAGGCUUUGCUCUCACAGAAGGCAGCGAUGGCCAUGAACAAGGAGCAGGGGUGGUUGCCCCAGGUGCAAAAUUUCAGCACCUGGUGCUUCCUCUGUACUGCUGCAUGCUUCUGUUGCUGGGCUCCGUUGAAAACGGCUUCUCCAUACGAAGCAGGAAGUGAGCUCUCCAGACAACGGAAUGACUCUUAUCUUUGCGGCAGCAAUCUUCUGGGUGACAGGGACGCUGUUAGGCAGUUGAAUGCACAUACGUACUCCGUCCAUUUCCCUCCCUCCCACCCACCCCUGCCCCUCUGCACAGCCCCAGACACUGGCUACCCAUGCUAUGCCACUGCUAGAUGGGCAUUGAGCUGAUCCAGCAGGUUAAGCCCCUUUAGCUGUGUAAGGUGGUAGCCAUCACAACAUCUUCUGGUAACUAAUUUCUUAAGUUCUGCAUCCUACAUAUUGAAAAAGUCUCAUCCUGCCCCAGUGGAGGCUAGUCCAUUGCACCACCCUCAGCCAGCCUUCACCUGCCUGCUGUUGUACUUUCAUCAGAUCCAGGGCUGACUCUGGCUCUAUCCACUUCUUGUCUCCCUUGGCUUCUGCCCUACUGGUUCCAUGGAGCACCACUCCACCCCCUGACCCAAAUGUAUAUUUAUAUUGGUGGACAUGGCAUGAAAUCCUACAAUCAUCUGUACGAAAACUAAACAGGGAAACUCUGCAGUAUAGAAACAGUGGCUUUAUUAAUGCUGCUAGGUAAAAAAAACAAACCCAAAACCCCAUGGUUGUAAAAACUGUAGGCCUCUAUUUACACUGCAGGCUUUGAGGGAAAGACCUUAUUUAUCCUUCAGCAAGCGAGUUCUCACAUAUAAAUUGAGAAACUUUGUGCUUUUUUGGGGUAUAUAAAUAUGCCUCAGCUGUCCAAUUUAAAGAAGUCCAUUCAGCCGUGUAUUUGCCAGAGUCCAGUGAUUCACCCUUUAAUUGUUUUCUGAUGUAAAUUUAUAAAUCCCACUCAUGACCUACUUUCCUUUUGGGGAGAAGUAUUCUCUUUUAUUAUUUAUUUUAAAAGAUUAAAUGAAACUGCUAAAGUAAUGAAAAAUUAAUCUGGUGCCUUUAAAAAAAACACAACAACACCAGCAUGUUAACUGUUACAAUACUUUUUAAAAACGGGUCAAAGUAGUUAUGUUGACUCACAGGAAAAAAUUCAUAUUGGGCCAGUACCUUCAUUAAAACAACCAGUUAAGUCACAUCAUUCAUUAUUAUGCAAGCUUUUGAGCUAAGCACCACUAGAUGACUAGAUGGUACAAAAUAAUGCAAGGCGAUGGGAUGAGGAACAGGAUUUUAUUUUAUUUUAUUGGCUGGUGUUCAAGUCACCCACAUCUGGAUCUAACAAUAGUCUUAUGAUGGAGUGUGGCAAUAGGAGCCCAGAAAACUUUCAAAAAAACAGCAAGCAUAAUAUAAUCUGCCUUGCUAUUGAAUACUGUGGGAGGGUCUACUACCUUGUAAGCUUUAGAUAUUUCAUUGGGAAGGGUAUAAUUUAAAAAGCAUUUGGGGGAUGAUCAUCUUGCCCUUGGUACACUGGUCACUAUUAAAUCCAAUAGGAAUAUGCAGUGGCAAAUGGUUCCGGGUAAUUCUUUGUUACUGUUUAUAUAGUUGAAUAUAUUUUGGUGCGCUAAUACUUAUUAGUGAGGCCCAUAGCAUUCUUCUGUAGUUAUGAGGAAGUUUUACUUUGAGGAAGACUCCUUGGGUUUCCCCCAGAGUUUCAAAAGACUAUUUUCCCUUUGGAUAUUUAAGAUGCCUCAGAACAUUUCAGUUCCUCACAGCAUGCAAGUCUCCGUUCUCUCUUCAAUUGAUCAAAGUACUUCAGCCAAAUUAUGGCACACGUUGGGUUUGGUUAUAUAUACAGUGUCUCAGCAUGUGGAAUGGCUGUAGGGAUGUGGCUCCCUUGGUGAUAUUUUUGUCCACAUCUCUAAUCUUUCAGCGCAGGAAAAUGAAUUGAUGAGAUGGAAAUGGAUUAAAACUUCCAAAUGCUACAGGACAUUGAGAAGUCUGAGACAUAUCUGAUCAGACAAGGUUUCGUCUGGGUUUCCUGUGAAUUAAGAGUAGAAUUGCAGAAGGUGGUGCUCUAUUCCAGUGAAAUGCUAAAAUGUGCAACACUUUAAUUAAAAAAACCGCCCUGCAACUUCUAGAUUAGUAAUUCACGGGCAACACUUCAGAAUAUCAUUUGCAAUCUAGCAACAACUUUCUGGUGAUAGCUAUGAGGUUUCAGUCUGACAAAGAGUUCUUAAACCAUUGAAACAAUACAUGUAGAACUCCAAACCAUUUCUUGAUUCAGUCAGUUUGUAAAAGCCACAUAAACCGGAGUGUUCAUUUACAGAUGUUUCACCCGUUUUCUUUUGUCCAUGAUUGACAGCAACUUGCAGGAAGAGCGCGAGUGUCUCUCAUAUGAAAACCUCUCUGUGUUAGCUGGACUGGGUCUGUUUAAAUAGUUGCAUCUUGGAAAGGUCAAAUGCACCCAAAGGAAAUGCUGAUAAAAAGAAUUGCUGCCUUAUCACUCAUAACAGUCAUGUCAUAAAGCAGAGUUCGAGGCUGCAGGAGACAAUGCUUCCUUAGAUUAGUCAGGAGUUGACAAACUAAUAUAUAAUAUGUUACAAAGGCGUCUCAUGUGACUUUUAAGGUUUCUGUGUGAUACAGUUGGAUCUUUCUCAAGCUUAAAGGCAGGGCUUUUUUUCAGCCAGGACUCUUCAGAACUCAGUUCUGGCACCUUUCAGGUGGGCACCAUUGCCAUGAUAAGAGAACAAGAGGUGUUCAUGUUGAGUUCCAGCACCUCUUUUUCCCUAGAAAAAUAGCUCUACUUUUAAUGUGUGGCCAUCUUCAUGUGCAUCAUUGUUAGGCGCUAACAUUUGUAGCUCAAGAACAGGAUAUGAUGGAUUAGAAAAUUUGUGGUGUGAUGGAUUAGAAAAUUUGCUGGCUGCCUGGAAAAACCCACUGUUUUCAAAUGGAGAACAUGAAAGAGGCAGGUUCAACUUCAUUCAGAAACUAAGCGAAGGCACUUCAGUUUUAUGUCGCAUGCCACUGAACUUGGUGGAGUUCUUUCAAUUUAAACUUCACUUUUGUGACCUAGGCCCACAUUUACAGCUGCAAUGUCAAAAUAUUACAUUAGGCUGUGCUAUGGAUGGCUUUUGAUAGGGUGACCCCACAUGUUGGGUUUCUUCCUUGUUCAGCUGGCAAUGUGGGUGGCUCCUAUCCAAAGUUGCUUGCCUGGCUCUGCAACUCCUAAAUAUAAUUUUCCCCUUUGGGUGGGCCUAAAUAUUUCUCAGUUGACAGCUGAAUGCAGAGUCGGCUGGCUGGUUGCAGGGGCUUGUCUUGUUUGAAACUACGUGGAAAAGGAGGAAAGCUGUAGAGUGUGUAUGAACAGACCACGCCAAAUGCAACAUGUUCUAAUAGUUCUUCCUAUAUUUGGGUAGCUUGUCCUCCUGCUCUGUGUAUUUGUACUUGCCCUUUGUCAAUAUUGUGUCAUCAGCACUUAUAUUUUUAAGGGAGCAAGCAGAACACAUGCUGUAGGGAUUGCUUUAAAAUAAUGGCAGUAGGAGCUGAGAGGAAAUUUCUGUAGGAAAACCACUAUCUAUUUUUCAGGUUUGUUUCAUGUAUUGCAAAAUCUAAUCAGUUUCCAGGUUAGCUUAAAAGCACACCAGUGAUUGACUAAAAGUAGGUCCAAUUAAGUGGACAGCAUUUUUUUUUUUUUUUUACAGAAUUGUAAGGCAGGAAAAGCACAUUCCAUCUGCAAGUUAUCGUAACAAACAUUUCCCUCUUCUCUCUUUGCUUUCAGAGGAUGUUUGAGUUACUGCCAUGCUGAGAAGUUGAUGGGUUUUUUUUAAAAAAAAGUCCCCCCCCACCCAAUAUUCUUUGCAAAUUGAUAUUGUCUGCCUUUGUAAUACCUUUGUAAUGUAAGUUGUUUACUCUUUCCAAAUUCUGCUGCUGCUGGUGUAAGGCUGCUAGCUGGGAUUGCAAAAUACCACCAGAGUCCCAUCUGAUACUGUUUUCCGGAGUUGGUUCCGGGGGCCCUUUGGUGAGUUUGGGGUUGUUUGUUUAAGAUACUUUGAUAACAUAUUACCCAAUGCAGGUACGGUACGAGAGAGAGAGAGAGAGAGAGAGGGCGCACUCCGCAGCCUGUGCAUGCUUGCAAACCAGGAAACAACAUGAUGUAACCUCCUUCCUUGUCGUUCAGAAUUUCACUUGAGCCUGUACAUGGAAGGCUGUGGGAUUUGCACGAGGAGGAAAGAGGAUACUAGUCAGGUUCAGCAUACUGGUGGAUCUAACUCAAGAUUGUUGUAGUACUUAAGUGUUUCUGUUUUGGUGCACUGGCUGGAUUGAUAACAGCCAUCUGUCUCCUAAACUUGUGUCUCCCCACACCCAUCAUGCUGCUUUUAGUCUGUUCAGAUGUCAUUUUCAGCCUAGGGUAUGUGUUGAUUUGAUUAUGAUGAAGCUCUCCCUUUUCAGUCUGUUUUUCUUUUGAAGAGGCACGCCAUCACUUAUUACCAGUGUUAGAAAUUAGCGAGGCACGUUUUGCUACUGGCACAGGUCCAAUUGCGACCACAUGGAGAUCUCUGGAUGCCAGGUUGGCGACUGACAUCUCCAUCUCGCUGGGCCCUCCAGCUUCCUUAAGCAGGUAAGCAGAAGAGCUCAUUUAUUGUAUUUGUAUCCCACCUUUUUCUCCAAGGGGUAAAUGGUCCCCCCCCCUCAGUUAAUCCCUACAGUUACCCUGUGAGCUAGGUUAAGAAGCUAUGACUGGUCAAAGGUCAUCCAGUGAGCUUCAUAACUGAAUGGGGGUUUGAACCCUGAACUCCCUAAUCCUAGUCCAACACCCUAACAGCUACACCCCACUGGCUUCCAAUAGUUCUUCUGCUAUGGUGCAGCUCUGUAGAUUGAGUAGCUAAAUAAAUACAGGGAAAGCAAAAUGUCACUUAGAGAAGGAUCUGAAAUAUUUUCCUUGAGGCUUAGAUUUGUUUUAUUUGGUGUUUUAAUGUGUUGUGAAUCGCUCUGAGAUUUUUUCCCUUUAAAAUAUAAAGCGGUAUAAAAGUGAAUUAUUAUAAUAAUAAUAAUAACAACAAAUUCAAAGGAGGGGGGGAGGGAGAAGGCACCUACACAUUCCGUUGUGGCGACCGUAACCUGGGUUUAAGGUGCCAUUUGGCGAUUAGCUCAUAUCUGAGUUUCUAACACUGCUUAUUGCAUCCUGCACCUGGUGGGAGCGUACUUGCAGUUGAGGCAGGUGACAGGGUGCAGGUGCGCAACAUGUUUGCCUCUUUUACGACAGCCGGAAUGGACUAUGGAGUGGACUUUGUUCGCGACCUCAGUUUGAAUGGGGAAUCCAGGCAACACAGGAUUCCAUCGCAUCCCAGGGAUCUCCACGGUGUUCCCCGUAUUGUUCUUGUUGCGCAGUUGCGGUAAUAACAGUGACGGCGAACACGUAGCAAGCCAUUUGUAGGAUUUACUCAGGCUGCAGAUAAGAACAGCUCUGCUGCAGGGUUGAUGGCGACUGGGAGAUAACCAGGAACUUGCAAAUUGUAGGGCUCUCACCACAGAGCGAAGUCUGAGUCAUUUAAAAAUUUCAUGGUACAUCAAAUAAGGAAGGAGGAAGGGCCUGGUUUUAAAAGGGGUUGGAAAAAGGGGUUGGUAGGGAAGGGCAUUGUGCAAAUAUUACGGGGAUUAUAGGGACACUCUAAACACUUGGUGGUACCAGAAAAUUGGGUAGGAGCAGUGCCCCAGCUGCACUCAAAGGUCCGAGUGUAGAAGCAAGUGUUCCUCUCUACAAACUGUGAGAGCCAGGGCUUUUAAAAAAAAAUUUAAAAGCCACAGUUUCAAGGUGUCAGGUUCCCUGGUUUGCAUUUACGGAUAGCUUUGCUGAUAAGCCCACAACUGCUGCUAGCAACAGAGUUGACUAGUCUGUCAGCACUUAUGCCUAGAUGAGCUGUGUGUGCUGUGCAUAUUUCCUUGGCUUGUCUCCUGGAACCAGUUCUUACUUGUUACCGGCAAGUGGCUAUUUAUGCACCUGACUGAAUGAACAACUGCCAUUCCUUCCUUUCCAUUCUCCACUUUUAGUUAGUUAGUUAGUUUAAUCUAAGUCAGGUAUAGGCAAAUUCCCCCCUCCAGAUGUUUGGGACUACAAUUCCCAUCAUCCCUAGCUAACAGGACCAGUGGUCAGGGAUGAUGGGAAUUGUAGUCCCAAACAUCUGGAGGGCCAGAGUUUGCCUAUGCCUGUUCUAAGUCAUUUCCCCCUUGCAACAGUUUAUUAUAACUUUAAAAAUCAAAACGAAUUAAAAUGGGAAGAACCUCCGAAUGGUUUUUAGAAUGUCACAGCAUAAGAACUUUGGUUUUAAACCGUGCUCAUAGACUUGGAAGAGUUGGAGGGGACCCCCAAGGGUCAUCUAGUCCCACCCACCUCCUGCGAUGCAGGAAUCGAACUUGCAACUUUCUGAGGAGCAAAAUCACAACUAAGAGCUUUAAAGGCAACAGUUAUUGUGGCGUAAGUUUUAGUAGGCCAGAGCUCACCUGAUCAAGUGAGUCGCUCUUUCAGAUGCAGGAUGCCGUUGGGGGGGGGGGGCGUUGAAAGGCCAUGGAAUCUAAGAUACAGCAGAAUGAGUCUGUUACCGUAAGGCUUUUAUCCCUAAGGAGCUUUCAGAUUGUUAAGUAGGAAACUUGAGAAAUCUAGAAGCAAAACCAAAGCAAUUUCAGUUCCUGGUGUUUUAAUGGUGGGAAUCCGGCUGUUAAUUACAGGCCUGCGCAACUACUGACUAGCCAAGCCUCACGCAGCCCACCGUCCGUGCAUCAUGACCUGCCAGAGGCCUCAGUGCUCUCCUCUUUUUAAAGUUCUGCCCUGGCAGCAAGAACAGAAGGUUUGUCAAGCCACUUGGUGGGCCAUCAUCCAUGGUCAGUCAGUAGGGUGUGUUGAGCUUAAUUGUGCCUCGAGUUGUGCUGGCCGGUAGUAGUAACAAGUUGUAUCUAGCAUCCUCAGUUUGUGUUGCAGUGGCUCACUCCUCUGUUUCGUUCAGUCUUGGGGAAACUGGUGAAGGAAGAGGAAAAUUGAGUGGUUCAGCUCCCCAUUUCUCUUAACUCCCUCUAACUUGCUAUGGGUGGAAACUUCCCUUGGAAACUGCAUGAGGCUUAAAAAUUCCAGGACAACAUCCUGUUGUUGAGGACUGGCUAUUUUCCUCCUGCUUUUGUUCCCAAUGUUUCCUCUCACACUGAUAGUAGACAGCAAAUUAUCUGGUGGUCAGUUUACAUAGAUCUGUGUGGCUUUGCCCCCCACCAAAUCAAAUUCAACCCGCUGGCUCUGCAUGGCAGUCCAGUGAGGACUCAGUGAAGCCGCAUGGUUUUCCUACCUUCCUAGAACUGCAAAAAUGGGGAGGGGGGUGUUAAGUACCUGGCAGGCCUUAAUAGGUUGCUAGUGGGCUACAUUUGGCUUGACUGGUCAGUCACAAUGGAUUCUGGAUUGAUGUUAUUGAAUCUGUGAUCUGUUGAAUUAUGCUGGAGGAGGAGGGAGGAGGCUAUUUUUUUCCCUUUUGGUCUGUGCUGCGUGCAAUGUGCUAUAAGAGAUUAGGGCACGGGUAGGCAAACUAAGGCCCGGGGGCCAGAUCCAGCCCAAUUGCCUUCUAAUCCGGCCCGCAGACGGUCUGGGAAUCAGCAUGUUUUUACAGAAGUAGAAUGUCUCCUUUUAUUUAAAAUGCAUCUCUGGGUUAUUUGUGGGGCAUAGGAAUUCGUUCAUUUCCCCCAAAAAAGUAUAGUCCGGUCCCCCACAAGGUCUGAGGGACAGUGGACCGGCCCCCUGCUGAAAAAGUUUGCUGACCCCUGGAUUAGGGCAAUCCUUUUCAGUAUUAACCAUGGUUGGUGCCAGUGCAUUUGUAACAGUGCACCUUGGUUAAAUAAAACCAUGCAGUUCAGAUGAGAGGGUCCGAGAUGUUUUCCGCUUAUAGAAUCAUAGAAUGCUAGAGUUGGAAGGGACCCUGAGGAUCAUCUAGUUCAACCCCCUGCAAUGCAGGAAUAUGCAGCUGUCCCAUGUGGGGAUCAAACCUGCAAUCUUCACAUUAUCAGCCAUCUGAGCUAUUCAGGCUUAUCUUGUGCUUCCUGGGCAUGAGUCCAAGCAGUUUUGCCUUUGCCCCACAGUCCCCCCCCCCAAAAAUACCCCACUCUUCAGCAGUGAAUUGGAGCAAACAUCAGUCCAGAGAAAAUUGAUGUUGGCUCUGAUUUAGCAGUAAAGAUAUCCCUGGGGGCAAGCAGCCGAAGUGUGAAUGAGCCCUUAGUUCUGUAACGCCUAUGUAAAACUAUUCUAGUCAUGGGCAGGGGCAUUGCUGGAUAUCAUAGUUUCAGAAAGUGCUGUGUGAAACAGCCAUUUUAAUUCCAUUCCUAGUUAAUUGCGCAAAAAAAAAAAAGCAAUUCUAAAGGAAUUUCAAACCUUGGAAAAGACCAUGUGGUGCACCUCCCCAGCACUGCCAUUUCCCUCUAAAUCUCUUUCAUCUUCCAUCUGUGUGUAAAAUAGGAAUAACAUAAGUGUUUUACCAGUUUCACUAGUUCAUAACGCCUCCGAGAUUAUCCAUGUGCAGCUUCUGGUUAGCACAGUUCUAACUGGAAUGUGGUCCUACAGUAUCGCCGUAGUUCCUGCAGGUAACGCAGGGUGGGAAAGUUGGCAUAGCAACGCGCUUUGGCUUCAGACGGACGAAAUGAAUUCCAACCUCGGGGAGGCAGCUAAAUCAACAAGCUUCUCUGCCGGCCGACUUGUCUUGCCUCCCAGCACAGUUCUUCGCUUGUGCCCCUUGUUCCCUCUUUACUUGCUGGCAUUUGGUGGCUGGUAGGAAUGAAUGAGCCUAUUAUGGCUGUAUUUUUUUUUAAAAGAGUUUUGCAGUUCUAGAGGCAGAGGGAUCUGAGUAUAACUUCAAAAACUUGCUCUCCUGGAUUUGUUCGUAAUGGGGCAGAUGUUUGUGUGCCACAUCUGGAGAAGGCUCCCCUCUUUUUACUGGUUGUUACUAACAAGUAAUACUAGGUUCCAUUGAUGUAUUUUCAGUUAGCUACGUUUCACGCCAAAGCAAUGUGUUUGAGUUCUUGUAAGCUCUCAUUUGAAAACCUUUGAAAAGUAGAAGUUAUAAAUGUAGCUUGAAAUAAAGGAAGUGGCUUUAUGUUUUUACUAGGGAGAAAGAACUGCUUGUGCACAGGAGAGCUUGUCUAACAGCCUGAUUCUGGGGGAACCACCCUGGGAGUAUUAUUAAUUAAUUAAUUUUAUAAUGAAUGAUUUUAGAGUGUUGUUUAUGCUGUACUUUUAUACUGUUUUAUUGUUGUUAGCCGCCCUGAGCCCAGCUUCGGCUGGGGAGGGCGGGAUAUAAAUAAAAUUUAUUAUUAUUAUUAUUAUUAUUAUUAUUAUUAUUAAGUGGGGGGGCAGGGAAGCUGAAGACAAAGCAGGACCUGCUUUAGAAAUUUAAUCUGCAACAUGCAUAUUUAAAGCAUUUUAUAUGUGCAGAUAAGGAAAAAUUGUGCUUGCAGCAUACACAUGCAGCAUAUCAUUUGCGUUUGAUUGGCUGCUGGUUCCCCCCACUUUGUGAACAUGAUGUUUGAGCACUGUGUGAACAUGCAUUGCAGGGGGUUAGACUAGAUGACCUUUGGUGUCCCUUCCAAUUCUACAGUUCUCUGAUUCUGAGAUUAAUAAGUACACAUCUGCAGCUGUGUCAUUAAAAAGGCGCACCAGUUUCCAACCCGAGGAUGAAAAACCACUAAAGUGUCCUUAUUUUACCUGUGAUUGCAAUCAUAUGAAAAAGUCCUGUAGCUACAGUGCUUUGCUGUUUCCUAAAUCUAGAUCUCAUACAGUUUUGGAUGGCAGGAUCUCCUGAGAUUGCCAGGAUCAUGAGGUUACAAUUUAUCUCAGUGAUAGUGGCAUCAAAACUAUAAAAAUGCACAACACGAUGUAAUGAGAAAUUGUUGCGUAGUGGCUAGAAUUUGACAAAAAGGCCCUUCAUUUGGCCACAAAUCCUACUUUGAGCCACUUGCCAUCUCUCAGUGUAACCUACCACAAAGAACGUUUUUGAGGAUAAUGGGUGAGGAUGGGCAGAGCUUUGUGGAAGAAAGGCAAAACGAAGCUAAAUUUGAUGGUAAAAUCCCAAAAGUUCAAAACAAUCCCAUCUGCUUUAGUUUUAAGCUGCUGUGUGUUGCGUAUAUAAGAAUGUACGGAGAGCCUGCAGGAUCAGGCCAGUGGCUCAUAUAGGCCAGCAUCCUGUUCUCAAAGUGGCAAACCAUAUGCCUUUUUGGAAACAGCAAGCAGGAUCUGAGCACAACUGCCUUCUUUCCAACGACUGGUAUUCAGAAUAUAGAAUCAUAGAACUGUAGAGUUGGAAGAGACCAUGGGAGUCAUCUAGUCCAGCCCUCUGCAGUACAGGAAUAUUUUGCCCAAUGUGGGGCUUGAACCUAUGACCCUAAGAUUAAGAGCCUCUUGCUCUACCAACUGAUAUAAAUAAAAUAUGUAAUUAACACUUUGCAUUGUAUUAAAUCAUUGUUGUUCUUCUUCUUGCAGUCCUGCAGAAUGAGUUAUCCCGGGUAUCCUCCUGCUGGUGGUUAUCCACCUGCUGCUCCAGGUAAGCUUACUGUAUUUCAUGUAUGAAUCAUAGUAACCUGCCGGGAAUUGGAUAAUAGAAGGGUGCAGAAGGGAUCUCCGGUUUGUAGAGCUCAAGAGGCCUGGGAGAGCUGUUGCCAGUCAGAGUAGACAGAACUGUGGCUGAUAGACCACUGGUCUGACUCUUGUAUGCAGCAGCUGCAUAUAGCUUCCUAUGAAGAUAUAGUUUACAUUCCCUGCUGUUGUCACCUGUUCUCUCUUACAUUGUUAGAAGGAAGGAAGAGACCGUUCCUCUUGCCAUGUACUUUGCUCUAGUGUCUGUUAUUUAUACGCUGCAUGUUUUGCAAACAGAUGAUUAUCUAUUUGACGGCCGUUCAUUAGCCUUUGAAAUGCACACACGGUUUUAACGUAGCUUUCAGAGAACCUGCUGCUUUAUGUUGCAACAUCUGUUGGUCCAGGGAUGGAGAACAGAGCAAAGUGGAACUGUAUCAAAGCUUGCCUGCUUUUGCCAGUAGCCAUUGCAGUGAAAAUUCUGCAAUAGAAAUCCAUAUGCUAACAAAUAGAUAUACAACUGUUCUGUAGCUCUUGUGUAUUUUUAUUUUUUAAUGUUUCAGGUGGCAACCCCUGGGGGGCUCCCAGCUAUCCUCCUGCAAAUCCUCCUCCAAUUGGGCUAGAAAAUGUUGGAAGCUAUGCCAACCAGUUUAAUCCAGACUAUAUGUCAGGCAUGGUGAGUAAUUUCAGUUGGAAUUUGGUAGAUCUUCCUGUUUCCGCUAAAGCCAGCUGUGAAAUUCUGCUGCCUGAAUUUUUGUCUUCUUUUAAUAUAUUUAGAUCCUGCUUUUCAAGGAAGGGCCUCAUAGUGGUUUACAGCAGUUAUAAAGUUACAUUCAACUUCUCUUCCUCUUGUCUUCUUUCCAUAUCUGUCCUUUAUUUCAUCAGUGGUAAAAGCUGUAACAGACAGAUUAUGUUCGCAACAGUAUUCUCUGAAGCUCCUCCUGGCGGUUGCGGCAACAAUACUGUUAGCACAUUUGCGAAGCUAAGCAGGGUCCGAUAUGGUUUCAAACUGGAUGAGGGACCAUGAGUUCAGAUUAUUGCAUUUCAGGGAUUGGUCUAGAUGGCCCUCGGGGUUCCUCCAAAUUUAUGAUUCUACAGUUCUGUGAAGCACAGUGUGUAACAGGGUGCUCUACAUCCCCAAUUCUGUUUAACAUGGCAAAUGAGAUAUUUGCAUAAGCCCAUAUCUCAAGCAGGCAAAUGAUACAGAAUGGUUAAACUCUGUUUAUAUGCCAAUAAAAACCCCAUAUUAUCGAGGAGGAAAUGGAUACUUUGCAUGUGCAAAGUAUUGGACAUUAGCAUACGCUUACAUAGAUGAAAUGCAGAACAUAAAAUAUAAAGGUAGAAAAUAUAAAAUAAAAAUUUCUAUGCCAUGGUUCAGUGUUGUACGAACGAACCUACCUUCCCUAUCAUAAGCUUUUUCUAAUUAACUGCAGUGUAGCUUGUUGUUCAAAUUAUAAACUGUGGUUUUUACUGUAGGUAGAGAAAACAAGACAGAUUUGUAAACUACGGUGUGAAGUUACCUUGUUUCCACUAAGCAUAGUUAACCCACAGUUUGGGUUACCAUGGUAACAUGGCAAACUGUGGUUAAUCAAAACCAGAAACGAAAGAUUCCAAAUUCAUCUCUGCCACUGUGCUGGUGGAGGAGCAGGGAGUACACAAGCUCAUUAGUAGUCUAGACUCUGGGACCUAGGGAACUCUUCUAGCCUGUUCAAAAAGAUGACCCUGUUAAUAGUUUGGAUUGAUGUGGAGCAUCACACAGACAAUAAUAAUUAUAAUAAUAAUUUAUUAUUUAUACCCCGCCCAUCUGGCUGGGUUUCCCCAGCCACUCUGGAUAGCUUCCAACCGAAUAUUAAAAACAAUACAGCGUCAUGUAUUAAAAACUUCCCUAAACAGGGCCGCCUUCAGUUGUCUUUUAAAAGUAAAAUAGUUGUUUAUUGCCUUGACAUCUUCUGGGAGGGCAUUCCACAGGGCAGGCGCCACUACCGAGAAGGCCCUCUGCCUGGUUCCCUGUAACGUCACUUCUCACAGCGAGGGAGGGAACCGCCAGAAGGCCCUCCACGCUGGACCUCAGCGUCCGGGCUGGAUGGUGGGGUGGAGACGCUCCUUCAGACAAGAGUAGCACAAUGGACAAGUAGCUGGGCGGUCUUGCCAAGAAGUCCCAAGCUCAAACCUAGUGAACCCCAGAGGUCUUAGGCAACCUCCUAUCUUGUGGCUUCCUAUCUAUAAUAAUACUGGCCUAUUUAGAUGGCGGUUGUAAAGAUAGUGCUCUCAACCCUCAGGGUGUUACAGAAAUGUUACGUGCUAUUUGACACACACGUGCUAACUUUGUGCAUUUGAUUGUUCAGGCUUCCAACAUGUCGGGAACGUUUGGUGGCGCCAAUGUGCCGCAGAGCAUGUACCCUCCAGUCCCUGGUGGCUACCCCCCGGUUCCUCCAGGAGGCUUUGGACAAGCUCCUGGGGGCUUUGGGCAACCUCCUCAAGGACAGCAGCCAUCUUACGGAAUGUACCCGCCAGCGCCAGGAGGAAACCCGCCAACAGGAAUGCCGUCUUAUCCAGGGUAUCCAGGUGGCCCCAUGCCAGCAGCAGGACAGCAGCCCCAGCCGUAUCCUGGGCAACAGCCAUAUCCUGGGCAGCAGCCAAUGCCACCGCCAGGGCACCAGCAACCUAUGCCAAAUUACCCUCCUGGCCCAGCUGUUAAUCCUUCUAUGCCAUCUUAUCCAGGACCAACAGUGCCCACCAUUACUCCCGGAGCGGUAAGAGAACCUCUUCUUAAAUUAUUGAGCUUCCUUGUCUUCCAGUGUAUAAUAGGGAAAGUGCAAAAACUAGGUGUUUGAUGGCACAUGUUGCAUCUGUGGGCCCCAGAUGCUGUUGAAUGCUAAAAAGUGACGGGAGGGCGUUCAGUUGGCGGUUGACAGGUGGUGCAUGGGGAGGAUGCUUGACCCUUACCCCACGACUUUCCACCAGCCAUGGUUUCUGGGUAUGCGUUUGCCACGUUGAGUGGUGGGCGAAGGACGGGUAUUGAUGUGUUGUAAGGGAAAGUGGCAGGCAGGCGAAGUAGCAAACGUUGGUUGAUAGCUUUCUUCCCCAUUCUUUGGACACUGCAGUCUGGAAACCGAGGCACAGUCCGUGAUGCUCCAUCCUUUGACCCUCUGAGGGACGCAGAGGUGUUGAGGAAAGCCAUGAAAGGGUUUGGUGAGUAGUGCUUGCACUCAAAAGUUGGGUGCUUUUUCUUCACGUAAUGAUGUCCUCUUUGUCCCACCCUUUUGCUUCUUGCACGUUCAGGGAUAGUUUGGGUACUGCUUUGCAAAACGUUGCAGGUUACGUCUGUGUUCUGGGUAACGUGAAAGCGAUUCUGAGCGUUGCAUCUUCUGCCCUUGGAGCACAGCCUGUGACACUGGCCAUGGGUCUGGGUUCUCUGUACCAGGGAUUCGGAAAUUCCGUGACCCCAACAGAUGUAUGCCCAAGUACACAUAGAAUCAUAGAAAUGGAAAAAUGGAAGUGGGUCGUCUAGUCCGACCCCCUGCAAUGCAGGAAUCUCAGCUAAAGCAUCCAUGACACAUGGCCAUCCAACCUCUUCUUAUAAACCUCCAAGGAUGGAGAGUCCACCACCUUCUGAAGAAGUCCCUUCCUCUGUUGAACAGGAUCAGAAAGUUCUUCCUAGGGUUUGGUCGGAUUCUCCUCCUUGUAACUUGAAUCCAUUGGUUCGGGUCCCACCCUCCAGAGAUGGAGGAAACAUCUUCCAUGUGGCAGCCCUUGAGAUAUUGGAGGAUGGCUAUCCUAUCUCCUCUCAUGGAGGAAAGACUGUUCAUGACUACUCUCCCUGUUGGAAGCAGCCGUGCUUCUGAUUUGCAGUUGCUGGACACAGGAGGUGAGAGUGCACUUGUGUUAAGUCCUGCUUGCGGGUUUCACAAAGGCAUCUGGUCAGUCACUAAGAUCAGGAUGCUGGGCUAGAUGGGCCACUGGCUGGAUCCAGUAGGCUCCUCUUACACUUAGGGUUGUUUCAGCAAGGCUGCAACCCACCUGCCCUACACCAGAUGUCCUAUUGAACUUUAGGUAUGGGGCAGGUCAAGGUGUGUGUGUGUGUGUGUGUGUGUGUGUGUGUGUUGUGGAAUAAACAAUAAAGCCAGCCAUCCAGAUCUGGCUUCCCAUCCUUGCUUUGCAAAGUCAGUCACUCAGAUAUACCUUUACAAGCUGGAAGGAACAAGUUUAAUGUCCACCUCCUCUUCCAGCUAGAAAACAUAAGAGGGAUUUUGUGGAGCUUGCUUGCUACCCUUGAGGGCAGGGCCCCCCAACACUCUCCCCAAGCCACCCCCCUUUCCGGUCCUGCUCUGUGCCUGGAGGGAAUCUGGUCCUGCCUGGAUAGAGAGGGCUGUGUAUAGACAUCAAACUUUUGCAUGGCUGGAAUGGAGCCUACUGUGCAAAGAUAGAAGGGCAUCUGUUGCUGCACUCAAGUUUUCCGUAGUUGCUCAUUCUGAUCGCAACGCCCAGAUUUCUAUUCCUUUCUAGCAUUUGAUCUUUUCCUCAAGGUUGGAAGACCUCAAAAGUUGCUUUUAGCUUCUUUGCUUUUUGUGAAACAUUUUUCAGUGUUAUACAAAUUAUUUCUCUUUCCUUUCCCACUGAAUUCUGUCCUGCUUUUUUUCUCCCAACUUAAACCUCUCCAUUCCUAGUCUAUGCAAAACGUGUAUGACCCUUCAAUCCAAACCAAAUGCACAACUGUCCCUUCCCUCAGAAAUUUAAAUAUUUGGAUUUCUUUUUUAAAAAAAAAAAAAAGUAAUUGGAAUGUGUGCGAAUACCCCAUAAUGUCAUACAGGCUUAGCUCAUCUGUCAGGCUUUGCUGCCUAAAGUACAACAGAAUAUAGAAUCACAGAAUCCUAGAGAUGGAAGGGACUAUGAGAAUCAUCUAUUCCAAUAAUCCAACUCCCUGCAAUGCAGGAAUCUUUUGCCCAGUGUGGCACUCAAACCCACAACCCUGAGAUUAAGAGUCUCGUGCUCUACCAACUGAGCCAUCCCAUAGUUACUCAUGACUGCUGCAGAUUCAAAUAUGCAUUUGAACAAGUGAUGCCAUGCAGUGUAUAAGGUGGCAGGAGAGAAUACACUUGGUUUUAAAAGUUGGCCUUUUCCGAUUACUAAAUGCUGGGUUACAUUCUGCUGAAGUGGGUUGAUCAGAAAGUACUAUGACGGUGGAAGAGGCUGCACUAAACACUUGAUUCUGUAUAUUUUCAGGAACCGACGAGCAGGCAAUCAUUGAUUGUCUGGGAAGUCGCUCAAACAAGCAACGCCAGCAGAUUCUGCUCUCCUUCAAAACAGCUUAUGGAAAGGUAAGUUCUCCACCAUGAAAUUAUUCUUUGAUUAUUGCAACAGAGGAAGAAAGUGGAGGCAGAGCUAAACAUGGAAGUCAUGUGCAGUCGGUCUAGUUUGUAUGUUCUUUGGCUUAGCUUCAUGCUGAAGUCGCCAGAGGGCUAGGAUUUUGUGCCAAGGGUUAAACGGAAAGGGCAGGGUUUGAGGAUGGAUUUAAGGGGAGGGGUGGCAUUUGUGCAGGUGUUCUGGGAGGCAAUUUUAGGGCUGCAGCACAGUUAAGGGAGAAGGAGUCUUUUGAAGGAAGCCUUCAAAUGGAUAAGGAUGGUGGAGCUGGGCAGACAAACAUCACAGGCAGGAAUGCAGAGAGAUAAGGGGACAAGGCCAUGGGAGGAGUUGUAUGUAGGAACAAGGCAGCUGGAUCUGAGAAUGGACAGGAAGCCAUUGAAGGGAUUUAAGGACAAGGGGUUGUCACAUUAUCGUAAUGAUGAUGGUGAAUGAUUUUGGCAACAAAAUAAUGAAAGAGACUUUAAAUAUCUUGACACCCCAACGAAUGAGAGGUACAAAAUAAGUUUGGUAAUAUCUUGCAGUUUUCAGCAGGAUGACUUUUGUAUUCCUCAAACACACUCUCUUCAUAUCAUCAACUUUUACUGGUCAGCCACUCUUAAAAACCUUUGCAUCAGAGUUCUACAUUUUUGCUAAUGAACAAUUAUCAUCAUCAUCUUAAGAUUGCUAAGUGUAAAAGCACAAAAUAUGUAACAAAAUAACAAUACACAUUCUUCUAAGGAAUUACUUUUGCCAGCUUUGUGCUUGCUUAAUUUUUAAACGGCACCAUGACCCUUUUGAGCAAAUUAUUUAUUUAAUAAAUAAAAUAGGUAUUAUGUUCCUGGGUUGCUGCUUUUUAGUUUAUGACAUUGUUUAUAAUGUGUUCAUUUGCUUUUUCCAUAUUUCUUAUGCUGUGAAGUUGCUCUCAGCAUAUUGUGGAUAUAAGAGCGGGGUUUAAAUUACUGGCUACUAUGGUUCAUUGCCCUAUUCAGCUGAAAUAAAACCUAAAAUUUGUGUGGCUGCAAAUAUUCACACUGUUACAUUUGUCCUCUGCUCUGGUAGAAAUUUAGUAUGUAAACUCCUUUGGGCAGAAAUCAUCCCUUUACCCUUCCUUAUGUUACUCAAUAAAGUGCAGUCGACACUGAUUGUGCUAUAAUUAAUAACUUCACAGAUAUUACCGAACUUUUCUGAAGUCUGACAUUGCAAGAAAAGAGAUUCAGAUCAUUAGUAUGCCUUGAAUAGGAAGCUUUGGCAUAAACCUUUUGUUUCUCAUCCUUUAAAAAACUCACUAAAUAUUACUUUACAAGGGAAACAUGUGUUUUUUCACUUAAAAAAACCCCAGGAUUUGAUCAAGGACCUGAAGUCUGAGCUUUCCGGCAACUUCGAGAGGACAAUCUUGGCAAUGAUGAAGACUCCUGUCCAGUUUGAUGUUUAUGAAAUAAAAGAAGCCAUCAAGGUCUGUAUGGUUUAAAUGAAAGCUACUGUUGUUGUUACAUAAUUCUUGCCUCCCUAAAUUCUUUAUUUGACGCAUCAUCUUUCUCCUGCUUCAAGCCUGUCUUCAAAACCCACCAUUCUGGAUUUGCAUGUGUGAAUACCUAUCCUGUGACCCCCUCCACCCAACCCUUGCAGUAUCAGUUUUUAUUAUGCUACUGAAUCAAGAGACUUCUGCUUAUCUUUCUGUUUCAAGAGCUAUGUACAGUGUGAUGGGACUACGGUAUACCGUUAUCAAAAGCAACUCUCCCUUUGUAUAAUUCUUGGGGGAGGGGAUUGCACAGCAGUUGCAGUUUAAUCUAACUGAAGAAACUGAGAGCUCUGUUGCAAUGUUUGCAGUUCCUGCCCUCUACGCCUGUGUCAUUGCUCAGUCUGUGCUGGCAUCCAGCAGUCCACUGAAGUGCGCAUAUGAAAAAAAAAUGCGAUAAUAGUUCUUUUGUCCUUUGUGUGAUGCGCUCCUGUCACAUGUGAGGGGACACCUCUUUUUAGGUGGUCUUUGUCAACCCUCAUUCUUAAAAGCACAUUCAAUAAUACUUUAUCUGUAGACCAGUUAAGUCUAUCAAAAAAGAGAGAAAUCAAACUGAGCAAUGGAUUAAACAUUGCAGACCUAGUAAGAGUACACUCAGUCCACGUGAGGCCUAGAAAUAGGAGUCACGCCAAUAAGCCUGGCACUCUCUUAGCCUUAAAAGAGGGCAGAACCCAGGAGACAAAUGCUUCUGCCUAGUGGUGAGCUUGAGUGUCUUUUCCUUUUCUUAGGGAGCUGGCACGGAUGAAGCCUGCCUGAUAGAAAUCUUGGCAUCUCGCAGCAAUGAGCACAUUCGGGAAAUCAGUCGGGCAUACAAAGCAGGUGAGUUUUCCUCUCAACUCUGAAACUUCUGCUGUUCUGAUAGAAGGCCAUCCCAAUACCUUUAAAGAUGACGGGUUUAAGUUGAGCAGAAACAUUUGUAGGAGGAAUUGCAUUUUGGACAUUGAGGUCGAAGGCUGUUCAGUUCAUAAGCUGCUGCUUUGUUUAUAAAUUUGAGCUUUGUUGGUUUGUUGGGUGGGGCUGUCAAAUUUAGAAUGGAGAAGACAAUUUACAAGGGCAAACUGGAGUUCAUGAAGGUUCACCCUUUUUCAGGCAGUUGUUUGAUCCAGCGGUUUGUGCAGAAAGAGCCACUUAGUGCAAUAGUACAUUGCUAACAGUUCCUGGAGCUGAACAUGGUGUGUGUCUCUUUGUUCUCCUUCCCCGCCUCUGUAUUUUGUGUGAUUGCAAAGUGCUGUAUAGACUUGAUGCACCACAAAGAUUGCAGUCUGUACCUGCUUUUUCUAAGAUUAAGACCCAUUUAGUUCAACGGUACGUGCUUCUAAGUGGACACAUAAGGCAGCAAUCCUGCACACAGUUGCUUAAGAAUAAACCUCAGUAAAGUUGUUGAGACUUCAUCUCCAAGGAAGCAUAUGCUGGAUCAGCUUACAAAUUCAUAAAGGACUAACAUCAGCUGGCAUGGUCAGUGGUUUGGGACGAUGGAAAUUAUAGGCCAGCAACUUCUGAAGCACACUACAUUAUCUAGGGUUUCAUUUGUUUAAAACACAUAAUUUUAAGGGUUUUCUUGACAGUUCUUGGUUCCUUUUCUGUGCUGUAUAGAAUCCUAUCAUGUGUUUGAUCCGCCAGCUGAGCUUACGGUAUCCAAAGUUUGCCCUGAUUUAGAUGUCCUAGUUUUACUUUCCGGGAAUAAAACCGAGAGCUCCCUCUCCCUGCCCCACUAACAGUGCUCCAUAAAUCUGCUUGCCCCUGGUGUGCUUACUCCCGUUCCCACAUAUCGUCGUCCCGCCCCCCCCCCCAUUUUGAAGGGGGCAGAGACAUCAUCAAAGCACUGCUGAAUUAUCUUGCAAAGUCCCAGUGUGAGAGACGGAAAAAGCACCAAUCACCCCUUUUCUGCCCAUGGCAAAUUCAAAGGAAGAAACGGAUGAUGGUUUCUCAAAGUAGGAUUUGUUAGUAUCUUUGGAAGCCCAGCUUGAGUGAUGGAAGGUAUCUUGCGAGGAGGAACUAGUGGGCCGCCUUAAAUAUUCCCUUUGGCUAGUAGGUCAAACCGAAAUGGGGCUAUUUACACGAACUACUUUUAGUGUAAAAUUUCCCUUUUCAUCUUUUCCCCCUCUUGAUAUUUUGGCUGGAGUAUAAAAGAGUGGAAUGUGAAUCCUCUCCCCCAAGCAGAUGUCCUUGCGGUGUGUUAUAAAAAAAUAGAUAAGAAUUAUCUCUUCCUCUCCUCCCUUCUCUUUCUUCCCACCCAGUGAUCCUUAUAAUGAAAUAAACACAGACCAUUUACAAAACGAGUUUCCUUUGUAUUUCUCACAGAGCAUAAGAAAACUUUGGAAGAAGCCAUCAGAAACGACACAUCUGGACACUUCCAGAGGCUUUUAAUCUCACUGUCUCAGGUAUGCGCAAGAUCCUUGCACCCGGUUGUCCUGUGUUGGUGUUGCUAUAAUUUAUACGUAACCCAAGUUCUCCUAAGAUUUACAUUCAUCCAUUGAAGUAAAAUUCACAGAAGUAUUGGGGUGAUAUCUGUUGUCAGGCAUAUUUUGAGUCCAUUCCUUUCAGUGGUUCUACUCAUGAGUAUGACUAAGACUGGAGAUCACCUUUAUGUUUUUAAGCCAGUGUGAAGAGGUUAUGCCCUCUUGCCUCUAAUGGAGGGCACAGAACAUCCUGGCUGUGGUACUGGAUGUCGGUUCCCUAUGAUGUGAUAUAAUUCAAGACGAAAAGCAUUGAGUUAAUGGAAUUGUAUAUUGCAAGUUUCUUCCCGUAAACAAACAAUUCUCCCUCCUCAAUUAAAACAUUAAAACUUUCCUCCGGAGGGCGCCCCGUGCUUCGGGCUGCAGGCUGCUGCCCGCAAGCCUUGCGAGCCCACGGGAACUCCCGCUGGGCGCGCAAGGCUUGCGGACACCUGCGCGAAGCACGGGGCGCCCUCCGGAGGGCGCCCUGUGCUUUGGGCUGCAGGCUGCUGCUCGCAAGGCUUGCGGAUAGCUUCCUGAAGCCUGGAGAGUGAGAGGGGUCGGUGCGCACCUACGCCUCUCGCUCUCCAGGCUUCAGCGAAAGCCUGCAUUCGCCCCAUAGGACGCACACACAUUUCCCCUUCAUUUUUGGAGGGGAAAAAGUGUGUCCUAUAGGGCGAAAAAUACGGUAUAUAUAUCUCUGAUAACUGUUGUCCAUCUAUAUUUUACCAAAGAAUCUUAAAUUAUCAGAUCUUGGAUAUCAAGUUAAUAGUGAUCAUGUUUGAAAAUAUACAGACUGGUGAGAAUUUGUCUGUCCCAUUUAACCUUAAUGUGUUGCAGCAUUAAAUUGGAAGCAUCAUGAAACAAAUACGCAUGUUUAACAAGCAAAUAGAACAAGGCAUACUUUAAACUGUUCGGCUUGCUUUUUGCUGGACUAACAACCUCAUUAGGCUAACAUCAGUUACAGUGUUUCAAAAGCAGUGUUUCAUCUUUUGACUGACUUGGUAAUUAUUUCAGGGAAACAGAGAUGAAAGUACCAAUGUCAACAUGGCGGCUGUCCAAAGCGAUGCUCAGGUUAGUAUGAGGAGUAUUGUCUAGUUUAUGUUCCACACUGAUUUCUUUUUAAAGGCCCAGCCAGAUGGCUGCUGCAUUGAGCAGACUCUUGCCCGGAGUGGUUUCCUUUAAACAUCUCCUACUUUAAUGAAAUCUAAAACUCGAGACCGUGUGUACUCCCCCACAAUCUGGCAUGUUUCUCCUCUGGCCUAAUUUCUAGCGUGGAAGUUACCCUGAGAACAGUUUGCUUUAAAAAAAUAUUCCUCCUGCCCCCCACAGCCCCUGUUUCUGAAAAAAGGGGGGUAUUGGUAUGGCUUUCCCUCAGCUCUACAUUGAACAGUUUGCACAGUUUCCCUUUUUCAAGUUACUACAGAUAAAUGAUCCCAAGAUAACAGCAAUAAGAAGAUUGCAAUCGAAUAUAUUUUUAAAAAACCCUUCUCAAAUUUACCUGCACCUAUUCCAUUUUUGGAACUAUUUACUAAAUGAAUUGGUGCUGCAGUAAUAAUUUCCCUGAAAUGUGCAACUUUCUCUUUUGGUUCAUCAUGUGGUGAAUUUUUUUGUUUAUUUCAAAUUGUAUGGAAGGAGGAACCACGCACCUUUCUCAGGGUUGCAUAGACUUGUGACUUACAAACCUGUCAAGUUUUUCUGAGCGAAAGCAUGGAGGGAGGAGAGUUGGAAUGUACUUGUGGAAUUUUUCAAUCACCCCCAUUUCACACCGAAAAUGUUCGCUCUGUCACAUUUUGGCUCGGCCCUAGUUAUAAGGAAUACGCCACUGCCAUUUUCAGUGGCAUCCCUUUGUCCCAAUAUCAUUUUGCAAGGAUUUUCGCGCCCGUAACUUUCAGUCAGUAGUAUGAAGUGGGGGCAGUGAAAUGUGCAGCUUAACAGCAUCAGUCGGGAUGCAAGGUGAAGUUAUGUUGUGUGCAAGGGGAAGAAAGCAAAAUUCAACAUGAGCCUGUAGUACUUUGGCUGCAGUCCCAGGUUGCUUGCAUUAUAGUUGCAUCCUUGAUGGUUAGGGAGGUUAGCGAAGGUUAGCUAAGUGAACAAAGGUGUGGGAGAAAAAUAGGACCAGUCCAGAAAUAUCAAGAUAAUUAAAGAAUGAGUAGUAAGGGAGAAGAAACCUUUGAAAGCAGAGUGAAAUUUGGAAAGCAGCUGAGCUCAGGUAAUGACCUGUGAUUUUUUUUUCUUUUUCUUUUAAGGCGCUGUAUGCAGCAGGAGAAAAUCGACUUGGGACUGAUGAAUCCAAAUUCAAUGCAAUUCUCUGUGCCAGAAGUAAAGCUCACCUAAUAGCAGGUAAUUUCUGUCUAUACUUUGCAUCGAGAGGAUGUUUGGUGAUUGUAAAAUUAGGCUGCAACAGUGCAAGAGACUACACAUGCUUUUUCUUGACAAGUGGGAGCUAAUAUUUUGCAUUUUUGAUGGUGCCCUAAGAUCAGCCAACUCUGAUCAGAUGCAAAGAAGGGCUGGGUUCUUCGACCCUUUUAAAUAGUUAUGUAGAAAUUUGUCAGGUGAGACAAGCUGCACCGCCUGAAAGUCCUCCUUCUACAUAACAAAGGGCGUUUGUCCUCCUGUUAGGGUCCACAGUUAAUAAUUGGGGAGGGGGUGUCUGUCUGUCAUCCAGCCGCCAGAUGUCAACUUAGAUAAGUGAUUGGAGUUAGGGCCAUACCAGACAAAACAACUGAAGGCCUGUGAUGGGGCAGUGCAACUGACUCAAGAGCUGGUUGUCAGACUUCACUCUUCACACUCACUUGGCUUAAAUGACUGAUGAUCCCUUUUUUCUCUCUCAACAGUUUUCAGUGAAUAUCAGCGAAUGUGUAACCGUGACAUUGAGAAGAGCAUAAUCAGAGAGAUGUCGGGAGACCUCGAAUCUGGGAUGCUGGCAGUAGGUGGGUGAGGUCUCUUUAAGAGUGAUGAUCAUAGAAUCAUAGAGUUGGAAGGGAUCCCCGCGGGUCAUCUAGUCCAACCCCCUGCAAUGCAGGAAUCCAGAUCACAGGCAUCCCUUGAUGGGCUCAAACCACCAGCUUUCUGGUUAACAGCCAGAUGCACUUGACCCAUUGCAGCACUAUGAAUCUGACUUUUCAAAUUGUGGUUUGAAUGUUCCUUUGCUGCCCUAAACACACACAGUUUUCUGGCCUGGACUGCACUCUUUAAAAUAUAUAAUUUUUGAAAAAGAUCCAGAAGUUGGGGGAUAGCAGGCUAUGCAUGGUACCUAUUGGCUAGUACCUGCAAUAUCACCAACCUCUUCUCCCGUAAAUUCUCAGAGUAGCUUUUAAAGUAUUUGUGUGUUUUGGCAGGGUAAAAUGUGACAUGUAUGUUACUUAAGAUGUAUUUCAAAGCACAAAAGAGGGGCAAAACUAAGAGAUCGUAUCUGAGUCAUGUAUAUGUUUGGAAAGCAAGUCAUAAAGUUCAAUGUGUAGGUGAAAAACUUUGCCGUUCAAAAUAUUUUAUCAUAUAUUUCAUGCCACUUUCUACACAAUAGUUCUCUUGAAAAUAUUUGGCUUUGGCUGCGAGUUUCAGUUGGAGCUAAUAAUAAUAAUAAUAAUAUUUAUACCCUGCCCAUCUGGCUGAGUUUCCCCAGCCACUCUGGGCGGCUCCCAAUCGAGUGUUAAAAACAAUACAGCAUUAAAUAUUAAAAGCGUCCCUAAACAGAGCUGCCUUUAGAUGUCUUUUAAAGAUAGGAUAGCUGCUUAUUUCCUUCACAUCUGAAGGGAGGUCGUUCCACAGGGCGGGCACCAGCUACUUUUACUUCCCCCAGAGAACUUGGUUAUAAAUUUCAUAUACCAUUCCUUUGGUUUGUCUCGUUAAACCUGGUUCCCAUUUAACAAAUCACAGUUCAUGUGAUUGGGGAAAUGGCUAGGAUUCCACUGAGGAUGCCCUUUGAACUUGCUACUUCACCUUCCAUGCCAGGCACAGCAACCUUUGUCUGUAUUCUCUCAUCUUUCAUUCCUCUUGUUUUGAAGACAAGUCACGUCCAACAACACCGUGUUUACAUUCUGAGUGUGUUUCUUGGAUAGGGGCGAGUGUUGUGCCAAAAGCUUUUGCCAUCACCAGGUUCCUUUUCAAAAAUGUUAAAUAACUUCUAGGAUCACUUAACCUGUCCUAAGUGGACAGCUAUCAACCAGUGAAUCCCGGAGUGCUAGUUAAAGUGUCAUAUUGGCCACAAAUUCAUUGGGUGACCUUAGGCAAACUACUAUACUGACCAACCCUGCAGCACGGUCGUAAGGAUUUACAAGGUAAUAUAUAUGAAGCUGCUUGACUAUUUAAAAUGUGUUCCAUAAACACUCACUGUUUUAUUUGUCGUAUAAAAUGGCUUUUACUCUUUGCACCAGAUCUAACUGGAAAUAUGUACCCUUUUUUUUUUGCUCCGUUAUAGCUUUCAGGAUUGUAAGCUUGGUAACUGUAUGCAAUACUCCCAUAGUGUGUGACUAACUUCACUGCCUUCCAUUUUCCGGUCUUGAAGUGUAAUGUGUGCCUUGUUCAUCUACAUGAGAAAUCUUAACAUUGAUAUCAAAAAGGAACAUACCUUGUAUUAGGUUACAAAUGAACAUCACCAUUGGUUCUUUCCACUCCCAUAAAAUGCUCAAGUAAAAAGGUAGAUGCUGUUUGAUAGCUGUUUGGAUUGCAUGACUGUGUGCUUUUUUUAAAAAAAAUCUGAUUUUGUGUGAUUGUCCCCUUUGUUCCUCCCCAUGACAUUCACUGAGUCAUCUCAACUCCCAGGUUAACCUGAGAAAGCAGAUUUCAGCAAAAACAGUAUGGCAUUGAUGUUUUUUUAUAAAAAAGUUAGCAAAUGGUUAACAGUCAGUAACUGGUGAUCUCAAUUUCUUUUGCAGUUAAGUGUGUAAGAAAUACACCUGCUUUCUUUGCAGAGAGGCUGCACAAGGCCAUGAAGGUGAGUUGAAAUCAUGUGGGCCUCUGCACGUCCGUGUGGUCAGAUAUUCAAAUGAGCUGUUAGAAGCUGACUCUGUUGGGCUGUAGAUCUGAGCCCAGGAUAUCAGAUUUUAGGGCUGGUAGACAUGUUUCACACAAACCUGUGUAACUGUAGCUUGAAAAACCUCUGGAGGCAAUGCUCGAGCAAGAAACGGCUGCGGGUGUGUGCACAUAACCCAUUGCCAUUUUCUUCAUUCCAAUUCCUCCCCACUACCCCGGGUUCCACAGGCCUGAUUUUAAAUGACAGAGGUGUUGGUGUAGUGGUGUUUGUGAACUGAAGCGGGGUGAUAGCAGAGAGGCAAAGGGUUUGGUGCCCCCUUUUCUCCCCUCUCCUAGUCUCCCUUUUUCAGUUGUCCCUCCCCUUCCCCAACAUCUUUUCAGGCUAAAAAGAAUAUGCCACCCUGUCAACAAAUGGGCAUGUGUAAGGUUUUGAACUUUGAAUUGGUUAUCAAUUAAGCAGCUGUCCCCAACUCUGUUCUCCAUGUAUUUUGGACUACCACUCAUAAUAGCCUCAGCUUUUGUGACCAAUGGAAAAGGAUGACAGGAGUUGUAUAACAUAGUGAGGGCACCACAUUAGGGAAGGCCUGCCAUAAAGCCUCGAGCGGCCAUUUUGAGUAACAGUCAAGGCUACAUGUUCAGAGGGAGCAUCGCAGUCUGGUAACAAUUCCCAUUCUGGCCCUUUCCGCCACGUUCUUCACAGGGAGCUGGAACCAAAGACCGGACUCUCAUUCGCAUCAUGGUGUCACGCAGUGAGGUUGACCUGCUAGACAUAAGGCAGGAAUACAAGAGGAUGUAUGGCAAAUCUCUCUACACAGACAUUACGGUAAGAUUGUGAGGGGCUUGUCUCGCUUUCCAUGCGUGCCAUGCGGCCAGUGUUCACACCGAAACCUUGAACUUGGCCCAGUACCAUUUUUGGGAGCCGGUGCCAUGUUCAUCCAUCUUCACAGUGGGCCUUUCUCCACCUGAACUCUAGCCAUCAUCUGGCUGGCCUGUUUCAUAGGCUGUAGUUCCACACUAUACCAGGGGGCCGAAUGUGCUCCACACCACUGUUGUUUUAACAGAAAGCAAAACAAAAAACCCCCAUCAUAUUAAAUAAGAUGUUGCUAUUGGAGUGUUGGGGGGCGGGGGAGAAAAAAUCAGGUGGCUGCUGUCUCCCCAGGUAUAAAAGUCUUGUUUAUAGGUUCAGAUGAGCAGGGUGUAUGCCUUGUGUAACUGGGAGGUUCACCUGUUGGCUUCUGGCACAAAGAUGAUUGCUCUCUUUAACCUUUGGCACAAGAUCACUUUUUUCCCCUUUUGGUGUUUCUUACCAGGGUGACACUUCUGGAGACUACAGGAAAAUCCUGCUGAAAUUGUGUGGUGGAAACGACUAA